Pelobates cultripes (western spadefoot toad) is the source of this 48643-nucleotide messenger RNA. The record is from the annotation of a GenBank genome assembly. NCBI's taxonomy places the organism in Eukaryota, Metazoa, Chordata, Amphibia, Anura, Pelobatidae.
UGGGCGUGUCCCCAGUGCUGGAACAUGAACCGGUAAUAAAUGACACAUGCACAGACAGAGCCCGGUGUGCAGAGCUGGGCCUGCUGACUGCUGCACAAUGAGCGGAAUGGAGAUGAGCGAUGGGGACCGGACAAUGGAGUGUUCGCUUCUCAGGGAUCAGUUCGGAAGGCUCCAUCUGUUUAUCAUGAGACAUGUCCGCCGACUGCUGCCUGCUGGAUUCACAGGAGAAUUAAAGAAACAGGGAGCUCUGGCCGGACCGGUGGUAAGGGAUGUUACAUUGCACAUACACGUUAUAUGGGACUGUCCUUGGCUUCUGUAAUAAGUGUCAUUAAUUAUGUAACUAUUAAAUUGUCAUAUGUAGUAGAUUUCUUUAGUGUGCUGAGUGAAAUUUCCAAAUAAAUGUUUAGUAUAAAUCUAUCUCCUGUCUGUCUGUCUAUAUAUCUAUCAUGAGGUUUGAAUGUUGCAAUCAAAGUGAUACAUAAAUAAACACAAGUAAACAUUUUUUUGUUCGUUUUUUUUCAUCAAAAUGUUUUAUUUAAUAACUUUAAUAAUGCACUUUGGAGAAUGGCCAUAAACCUUUAUUACGGAUUUCAUAAUUUCAUUUAAACAAUAACCAAUAAUAAUAAACCAUAACUUUAAACCAAACCAACAUAUUAACCAUAACCACUUUCCAAGGCUCCGCCCCCCCUCCAAAGCCAGGAGCCAUAAAUAUAUCUUAUACCAAAUCCACCCUCCUGUGAUGACCAGGAGGGCGACUUAUAUCCCAUAAUGAGGUCACGACAUAGGUUCCCACAAUAAAAAAGGGGGAGGGUGGGUGGGAACAGCAGCUCGAAUAUUUUAAUAUAGCCAACCUUUAGAUUUGUAUGGCACAAGCUGAGGUAAUUAAUUUUGGCGCCUUUACAUUUAUACUCAUUAUUUUCCCUCCACUGUGGUCCUCGCGCUGCUAUGUACCAAUCAGGGCUCAUGCCCUGGUUGCGAGCUUACUGCCUUUCUAACAGCGCAAGCUGCCCUGCCAUUAACCCUAGCCCUGGAUUUAACCCCUAGCAUUAUACUUACCCCCCACUUUGCUCCAUCAAGCCUCAUGAGGCUGCUCCUUACGCAGUCCGCGUGCCCGACAUUAACCCCCCUUUCACUGUUUAAGAAAUACAAACAUGUAUUCCAAACAUAAUGUCGCCUCAUUACCUAGAUUAGAGAUUUUAAGUACCUUAUUUUCCAGCACCGAGACUCACUCAUUGCUGCCUGUUCCUGCAAUGUCAUCUAGCAGGUGUCUAGUCAUUGCCUUCUUCUCCAUUACAAUGCUUCUCAUAUUGAAUUGUUGAGACGGGAAGCACAUGCAUGGCAAGCUUCGCAUUGCGCUUCUAUCAAAUGAUUUGGACGUCUCAUAACAGAGUCAGGCAUGGUUAUGAGUGUAGAAGCACCUCGGCUGGCUGUCAGCAAUGUGUCCACUUGAAGUGUUUUUAGCCCUGCAUUCAAAACAUUGCCAUAUCUAGUAAACCUCAGUGUUUUAGAUUGCAGGGAUAAAAUACCAAGGGUACUGCACCAAGGGCAUUGAGAUGAAGUGGUCUGGGUUCCUUUAGUGUUCCUUUCAAGCGGCAGUCUAAACACCAUAACCACUAAAGACCAUUGUUAAACUUCCAAAAGUAAAUUUAGGACAAAUUGGUUAGUUCGGGAGUAGAUAACAAGGUAUUUGUUUUGUUGAUACCUGCUGAACAACAUUUGUGCACAAACCUAGUGGGUAUUUCACCUGCCUCCCCCAAUUUUGUGUGUCAAACUAUUUUUGAGAGAUAAACUGCUGGGUCUCCUGGGCAUGGUCGCUUGCCAUAUUUCAAAUAAGGAAGUUAAAGGAACACUUUGUGCACGAAAACAAUUUUAUCAGAAUGAAGUUGUCAUGAUGUGAAGAGGUCCCGGGUUCAUUUUUUUGAAGUUGCUAUAUUGCUAAUUGUGUUCUUUAAACUUCCACAUUAUCAAUAUUAACUUCAUCAAUAUUUGGAUGUCAGUGACAGGUUAAAGCAUGUAAAUUCCACAUUGGCAAUACUGCAAGUGAGUGGGCAUUCUCUAGGUGUAUUAGGCAAUCCAAUCCCUGAUUUUCCUGAAAUCUCUCCGAAAAUAGUUUGAUUCCUAACCGUGGAACACCACCCAUAGCCUACUAGCACUAGAAGUAUGAUGGUCUGUAGUGAUUAUGUUGCAUAAACAUAUGAGGCCCAUAUAUGUGCCUGCAUGUAUAUCUAUCUGUAGUACCAGGGUACCCUAUUUACAGUCACUGACCUGGCCCAUAGUCGGUGGGCAGGAGGCUGGCAAGCAGGCUCCUCCAGGAGCUCGUGGCAAACUCAGAGUUUGUCACAAUAAUCCAACUUGAUAAUCUCAGCCAUAUAGGCAGUGCCAGUCGAGGGGAGACCAGCACAGCGUAGGGGAAAAAGAUGAGUAAAAACACCAUUCCUUUGCGAACGGAAGGGGUCUGGUCACCUAAACUCCUACAUAAUGACAGACAUACUCAAACACACACCAUGACAGACAUACACACGCACAGGACAGACAUACAUACAUACAUACACACACACACAAAGAAACACACACACCAUGACUGACAGACAUACAUAUACAUACACACACACACACCAUGUCAGACAGACCUACACACACAAUGACAGACUCACACAAACACACACACACACACACCAUGACAGACACUCACACACACAAUGAGGGCUAGAGGGCUUCCGCGUUUCUCACUGUGAAAAUCACAGUGAGAGGACGCCAGCGUCCAUAGGAAAGCAUUUUGAAUGCUUUCCUAUGGACUGGCUAAAUGCGCGCGCCGCUCCUGCCGCGCAUGCGCAUUCAUCUGAAGGGGGAGGAGAGCUCCCCGCCCGGCGUUGGAAAAAGAGGUAAGUUUAACCCCUUCCUCUCCAGCAAGCCCAGCGGGAGGGGGACCCUGAGGGUGGGGGCACCCUCAGGGCACUAUAGUGCCAAGAAAACAAGUAUGUUUUCCUGGCACUAUAGUGGUCCUUUUAAGGGGUCUGAAUGCAUUGUAUAUGACCGCUUCUUUAGAAGUUUAGCCGAAACUUUAUAGUUCAGCACAAUAUGUGACCUACAAUACUCAAACUUUGAGCACUACAAACAGAGCAUCUGACAGUCUCGGGCAAUAGAAAGGAUCCCAUCUUAUAGAGAGGUGCUCCAGGUAUUGAUUGAUACCAGGGACUCCCUGGUGUGAGCAGGAAUUUGGUUGAACCCUACUCAUGACAAAACGUUAAGCUGUGUCAUUACGUCCUAACAGUAUUAAAUCAAGAUAUAGUUGGGACAUAACAUAUCUUAAUGUUGUGAAGUGGUUAAUUAGCCAUACUCUUACACAUACCUAAUUAAACCACACUCCAAACAUGCCUAACCAACCAAUAUGAUACUGUUACAACCUGGAAUUAUAGUUGAUUGUAAUGGGAUUUUACCAUUUGAUUUAAACAACAUACCUAACAGCUGAAAUGAACUAUAUAUACUACAUAUAAAGUCAUGGGAAAAAGAAAGCACACCCUGAUUGAAUUCAAUGGUUUUACAUAUCAGGACAUAAUAAUCUGUUUCUUAGUAGAUCUUAAAAUUAGGUAAACGCAACCUCAGACGAACAACACAUGACAUAUUACGCUGUGCAUUUAUUUAACAAAAAUAAAGCCAAAAUGGGGAAGCAGUGUGUGAAAAACUAGGAAGAGGCUAAGUAGCAGACAUGUGCUGCUAAUCAAAUGCCCUUGAAUAAUUAAUCAUCAGCAAGUGUGACCACCUCUAUAUAAGCCAUAGUUUUAGCAGUUUGCUGGUCUGGAACAUUAAGAUGUGUGUUAACACAAUGCCAAGGAGGAAAGCCAUUAGCAAUGAUCUUAGAGAUUUUGUCUGCAUAUGCACCUUGAAGAAGACUAACGUCGAAAUGCGUCGUGCUUAUGUGGCUGAUUUUAAACCCACAUUAUUAUUUUUAAUAAACAUUGUAACUCAAAAAUAGUGUAAUCAGUAACGCAUAAUAAUAAUUAAUAAUAAUACUAUGCACAAAUGUCCAUUUUGAAGAAGCGUACAUUGCAACAUCCAUAUGAAAAUUAAUGAGCAAUUUAUUAUAAAUAAAUAUAUAUAUUUAUAAAGCUGGACUGUUGUAAAGAGUAUUUAGAUUACUGUGCCUACCUUUCCUAUAAAAAUAGCUGUUAUUUAAUCUGAUUUAGCAGCCAAAUGGCCUCCUUUUUUUUUCCCCUCCACCUUGACCCAGGAUAUCGUGGACAUCAUAAUUAGUGAUGAUCUCUCCACCAAUCCAAUGCUUCCCAUAGCAAAGUAUUGGGAGACUGUACAAGCACAGCAGUUAUUGUGCUGUGCCAGCAUUACUUCUCAUAGUAAAGUCUCACAUUCUCAACUCAAACUCAACUUAAAAGACCACUAUAGUGCCAGGAAAACAUCGUUUUCCUGGCACUAUAGUGCCCUGAGGGUGCCCCCACCCUCAUGGACCCCCUCCCGCCCGUCUCUGGAAAGGGGAAAGGGGUUUAAACUUACCUUUUUCCAGCGCUGGGCGGAGAGCUCUCCUCCUUCUCUCCUCCUCCGUUCCGCCCCGUCAGCUGAAUGCGCACGCGCGGCAAGAGCUGCGCGCGCAUUCAGCCAGUCGCAUAGGAAAGCAUUUACAAUGCUUUCCUAUGGACGCUGGCGUGCUCUCACUGUGAAAAUCACAGUGAGAAGCACGCAAGCGCCUCUAGUGGCUGUCAAUGAGACAGCCACUAGAGGAUUAGGGGGAAGGCUUAACCCAUUAAUAAACAUAGCAGUUUCUCUGAAACUGCUAUGUUUAUUAAAAAAUGGGUUAACCCUAGCUGGACCUGGCACCCAGACCACUUCAUUAAGCUGAAGUGGUCUGGGUGCCUAGAGUGGUCCUUUAACAUAUGAAAAGAAAAUCCCCUUCCUGGCAGUCUGAUUGAUAGUCUGGAGGAUGAAAUCUAGGAUCUUUAAAAAAAAAAAAAAAAAGUGAUUUUUGAUUUUGUGUCUCUGUCCCCCUGUCCUGAGUUUUUCAUGGAUGUCCUAUUACAUAUACUGAAGAGGGUCUUAGAUAAUUUGUAUGUUAAUUCAUUCUUGUAAUAUGUAAUCCUCUUUUUGAACAAUGAUGUAAAUUAAUGUGCCCUGAGUCGCUUAAAUGCACUGCAUAUUUCACCUGUUUAUUUUUUUUAUUUUUUUUUUAGUUCCUAUCUCAGACCAUGGUAAUUCUCCUAAAUUUAGUAAGUUCUGUUUUUUGUGGACAUUUGGGAAAGAUUGAGCUGGACUCAGUGAUACUCGCUGUUGCUGUAAGUAUUAUUAAUCUAAAUUAAUACUUUAAAAAAUGCUGCUUUUGAUAUCUGAACCAGUAUUUUGUUAGUUGGAAAACUGCAUGUCAUCCAUAUUUUUAUAUCACUAUUUAAGGAAACACUGUAGUGCCUGGAAUACAAACAUGUAUCCCUGACACUAUAGUGCCUGUGUGGCUGUUUUGGUGGGCAGCUCCCUUAAAUCAGCUCAUGCUUUUUUUUUUAAUGCCAUGCAAUGCCAGUGUGCAGUUUGGGCAUUUUAGACAAAUAAAAAGCAGAAAUAUGUUCAUUAUAAAUAGCAUAGACAAUCAAAAAUGAUAAAUGAAUAAUUACCCAUAUUUUAACUGCUGUCAAACUAGUUAUAGGCAGACACUGGAAGAAAAGUAGUGUACCAACCUGGGAAGAAGUCAAUGUUCAAUUCCUAUAUCAAGGGAAGAUGGAUUUUUUUAUAAAUAAAAAUUCACUGCCAACUUUUUCAACUCAUAAAAUAUGGGAAAACAUAUAAGAGAAAUGGAAUGAAAAGUUACAUAUAUAGUCUGGGAAUAUAGACAAGCAGAAAAGAGUAAGGACUCAUUGGGUCUCCCAAAAGUCUUCUUUUUUUUUCAUUAUAAUGCAUAUUAGAUGAGAAGCUGUGCUGAUUACCCAUGCGUUCAACUUGAAUGUUUUAUGUUUUAGUGAUAUUAUAUGUAGUGAGUCUUAGCAGCUAAAUAAUAAGAGAGACAACAAGGGAUUAAAGUGCUAAUACCCAAUUGUACUAUAUAUAAAUGUAUAUUGUAUUGUCUUUUAAAUGAAUUAAUAAAGAAUAAUUUAUUUUUUUAAGCGGAAAGAUGUUAAGUGCAACUACAGCUGCAUCCUGUGUUAGUAAUUUCAAAUUACACUAAAACUAAAAAGAAAUGUGUGUGUGUGUAUGGAGAUAUUGAGACUUUUACUGUAAUGCAUCACCUGCAUAUCUCAAAUGUUGAUGCAUAGCUCAUGUUGGACUUUAAAGAGUCUUCCUCAAGAAUUGAGAAAUAAUGUUUCCACAACUAUCCCAGAAUUCCCAGCUUGUCAUUGAAAUGUGCACAGGCAGGCAUUGUGUUUCAGCCUUCAUACUGCAUUUCUGCAGAUACUCUUAGUAUUGUACACUGUUUUAAACACAGCCUUAUUUUUUUUAAUUUAUUUUUUUAAACCAAAGCUUGGGCUUAGAUCCACGAAUCAACCCACAAUGAGCUACAAUCCACGCAUCAACCCACAAUUUUAAUAUACCACCAAGGGAAGUACUAGAGAAACACCAGUGAGGCUUUAUACAGCAGUAUCUAAAGCUUAAAACAUCCCAUAGAGCACUCUUAAAUUAUGUAAAGGAACAUUCCUACAUUAUAAAUAAAUACAUAUAUUUAUAACUCUGUUUUUUUUUUGUUUUUUUUUAUUAAUUACUCCAAAACAAGCACAAUGUCUUUUAAUAUUCCUGACACAGAAGUUAAAAAAACUUUGGGAUUCAAUGUACCUUCCUAUUGUUUUUUUUGACAAUUUCUUUUUUAUUAUUUUUUUGGGUUUUUUUUGAGAGAGAGGUGAGAACAGUAACUGUUUACAGUAGUUAUACAGAAGUACAGGAAGUACAGGGAUUUUAAAAUGUGUGGAGAGGACAUGACUGUUGUAUUGCCACCUUCUGUAAGUAGCUUGUUUCUGAACAAUGGAGGGCCAGGUACAUAAUCCCAAUAACAUAAUCCCGAUAAGCACUACAGUGAGCAACCCUGCUUCUGAGCUGUUCCAUUGUGCUAUCUAUCAUUACUGUGUUUAUUGUGUGUUGACGUCAGCUGCAGGCCAACGAGUUCGGGUAUCAGGACUUUUACUUUCGCUUUACCUUUCCUAUUUUCUCCUGUUUUUCAUUACCCCCCUUUUUUGUGGGGUUACCUUCGUUUUAUAUGUUGAUAGAGAAAGCCAUAAAACAUCUUUACAUACAAUCUGCUCAUCUAUUUCAAUUUCUUUAUAUAUCUGGGAUAAGUUAAAAACUAAAUUUGAGUUGGCACAUACCCCAUCUCCAACUACUUCAAUUUUCUGCAAUAAACGAAUUACCCCGGGAAUGAGACUACAGUUUUAGAAUUUGAAGUCCUGAGGCGGGGCACACACUUGGAAACUCAUGAUUUCUUCCUUUAUCAAUUAAUGAUUCAAUUAAAACAUUUUUGCACUUCCUGCAGGAAUCUAAGAAACAGAAAUUUUGCCUCUUAUGUCUUUUGAAUUAUUAUGUAAUAAAGGAAUUUACAAAAAAAAGGGUCUAAUCUCUUUCUUAUAUAGGCAUCUGAGUGAAGAAUAAACAAACAGAAAGAUGGGACUGCGCCAAUAAACAAAAAAAAAAGUCCCGGUUAAGGUAUUGAAAUAGAGUCCAGUGUAAUAAAACUUUGGUCUUAUGUUGGUCUCUGAAGUUGUAGAAUUAUGCUCCUUACUGAUUAUAUGGAGGAGGAUGAUGGAUGAUGAGAUGGUAAAGAGUGAUCCGAAAGGUAUCCAAAUGAAAAAGAAGAGAUAAUACUCACUUUUUGUAGAGCUUAAUCCAGCUCUGGUAUGAAUAGCUUGCAGCGGUAUUAUCCCCGCUUGUAGGAAGCUCACCGUAUAUCCUACAAGCGGGGAUAAUACCGCUGCAAGCUAUUCAUACCAGAGCUGGAUUAAGCUCUACAAAAAGUGAGUAUUAUCUCUUCUUUUUCAUUUGGAUACCUUUCGGAUCACUCUUUACCAUCUCAUCAUCCAUCGUCCUCCUCAAUAUAUCAGUAAGGAGCAUAAUUCUACAACUUCAGAGACCAACAUAAGACCAAAGUUUUAUUACACUGGACUCUAUUUCAAUACCUUAACCAGGACUUUUUUUAUUUUGUUUAUUGGCGCAGUCCCAUCCUUCUGUUUGUUUACUUUUCGUAUUUAUCUCAAGGACACUUGAGGGAGUCCUUGUUUGGGAUGGCUGCCCUUUGUCUCCCUUUCUGAUAUACUAGCGCUGACUUCGUUCUUUGUUUUUUGUUAUCUGAGUGAAGAACCCUAAAUAUGGGGAAACUAAGAAUUAAUGAAUGGGAAUCAGACUUGGGUGAAACUCUUAAAGGGGGGAGAGUUGGAGGAAAUUUGUCAGGCUGCUGCUGCUGCAAAAAGUGUCCUGUCUCAGGAGCAAAUGUAUGACAUUUUAUUCAGAUGGCAUGUAACCCCAGUCUGGUUACAUAAAAUAUGUAUAGAUCUGAUUGACCUUUGUUAGCGACUAUGUGGUCAUAGAGGUACAUAACUACACAUGUGGUGGGAUUACCAAAAACGGCAUAAGGGACAUAUUAAGUGGAGUUUUAUAGAGACCAAUUGAUUUGUCUCCUUGGACCUUUCUUUUAUCUCGCACGAGAUAAAAAAAAAAAACGUUUCAAUUCAAUCACAAUAGCAGCUUGCAGAGUCAUUGCAGCAGGUUGGCUCAAAAUGGAUCCCCCAAGAUUACAAUAUGUUAUUACAAAAAUUAAAGAUAAUACGGUUAUGGAGGAAUUGACCUCUAAAGUCAUACAUUCACAGGAUACCUUUUCAAAAGGCUGUAAUCCCUGGAGAGAAUUUACAUCCAACGGUCUUUAAAUUUUUUAUGAUUGACAAUUUUGAUGGGAUAUGCACAGUGGUAUGUCCUCUCCCCCCACCCCAACCCCAUCUUUUUCUUUAAUUAUUUCUGUUAUUUUCUUUAUUUUUAAAAAAUAAUAAUAAUAAGAGCAGAGCAUAGAUAUCGAAAAUAUAAAAUUUAUUAUUUCAGCAAUAGACAUAAUAAAGAGGGAAUUUACUUUAUAUCCUAGAUACUCUAGACUAUAAUGCAAAAUAUAUCAAACAUAUUUCAUUGUUAACAUCAAUCUUAUUUUUUUCCUUUGUCCAUGAUGUACUAUUUAUUAUAUGUAAUGCUUUUUGCUUUUUUUUUAAAUUGACAAUUAUCUUAUACACUGUAAUCUUAUAUGAUUGCUUAUUUUAAAUAAUUUAGAAUAACUCUGGAGUGCUGUAAAGUGUAUUUAGAUUACUAGUGUUGCAUUGUGAAACCAAAAUACAUUAUUUAGUGGAAAUGUGGAUGCCAUCAUAGCUACUGGAUUAGCCAUCUUGGAGGAGGUAAAGCAUUUCUAACCACAUCACAUGUUCUUGGUCACAUAUUAAUUGUAAGCAACUGUCAUAGAGUUUACGAAUAAAGUUCUGUGCUUUUCAUUCAGGGACUUUAUGAUAAGCUAUCAGCAAUAUGUUGUAAAAUUGUGCAUAGAUAAAGAUAUGGAUAUGUCAUCAGUAGAGAUGAUUACCGUACUUUAACCAUACAGGUGCGGCAAUCAAAUGAAACAUAAGUGCAGAAGAGUGCAAUGUACCUAGAUAUAUAUAUUUCUUUCAGCCACCUCUCUUGCAACAUUUACAGGACCAGACAGGGAAUAAAAAAUAGCCCUAAAAAAAAAUAUUAGUUGCAUGUUGAGUCUUUAAAGUGGGCACAUGAAAUGACCAGACAAAAUCACUAUAUUGUAAAGGACGUCAUGUGAAGGGAUAUAAAGACUGACAUCCACCAUUUACUUAUCUCAGUUAAGUUACAAAAAAAAUAUCAAAUACAUUGUUCUGUACAAAUAUAAAGACUGAUCCCAUGCACUGCUCUGCUCAGGUAUGAAGCAUUAUAUAGUCAGUGAAUAGCCCACCCUCUAUUUUUUUCUCUGGGAAAAAAAAAAGAAAACGUGCUUAAGUUCUAAAAUGGUCUUAUCAUUUACAUUUUCAUUUGUUAAUUACUACAGCUUCUGUAACACCCACCUCUGGUCUGUCCAUGUUCCUCCUUUAGGCUUCGUUGAUUUGCCAUGCUUGGGUACACUUCCUCAAACAGGGAAAACCGCCAUGAUGCCGACACGCCAACUUUGUUGCUGGCAUCUGAACAGAAUGAUGUCACUACACUUUAUUCCUUUACACACUGGCUGGCGUUAUAAGUGCCAGCUUGGGAGUUACCACAGCAACCACCGUGCAUUUGUUGUGGUUGCUAUGGGUGGAGAGCAGAGGGACAUAAUUGACUAUCUGCCCAGAAACUGGGAGUCAGAUGGGAGAAAACCUGAUAUUUAAAUAGUUUUUUUUUUUUCUCCAAAUCUAUACAUUUCCUAGCACAAUGUUUAGAUGUAAUUUUAAGCUCCUUUAAAAGCUAAAGUCAAGAGACACAUGACAUGUUCCCUUUAAAUUUCUGACAAUUCUCGGUAUAGUGACUAGGAAUAAAUGAAUACAGACAAGUUUCACUUAUAUGACAGUGCUUUUCUGUGAGUCAGACUUUACAGCUAGAAAAUACUUUGGAAUGUUGUGUAAUCUUCUUUAAUCUUCCUUUUUUUUGCAGGUCAUAAAUGUUACUGGAAUAUCUAUAGGUGCGGGCUUAUCCUCUGCUUGUGACACACUCAUAUCUCAGGUAUGGUUAAAGCUUACCAUGAGAUCUAUAGUAAGGAAACAUGUCUAUUGUCUGUAAUUCGUGAACAUCUUUCCAAUAUCAAAGCAACACUAUAGCGUUAGGAAUACACAUGUGCAUCCCUAACGCUAUAAAUAUAAAAUGUUUGUUAGGCUCUUCAGGGAUGACAAAAAGGAAAAUAAGGUAAAUAAUAAACUUUCUGGAGGUGCACGUGCCACUCCUCUCUCUAGUGUCCUCACAACAGUCACCAAAUAUUACAACGAAAUAAAAAAUAAAUAUACAAGGUGCACAUAGUGCCAAAUGUAUGUAUGUAUAUAUAUAUAUGUACAGUCAUGGGAAAAAGAAAGCACACUUCUUUGAAUUCUGUGGUUUUACAUAUCAGGGCAUAAGAGCAAUCAUCUGUUCAUUAGGUAACUGUAACUUCAGAUGAACAACAACACAUGACAUAUUACAGCGUGUCUUGAGUUAAUAAAAAUGGAGAAGCCACAUGUGACAAACUAAAGACACUUGUCGGGUUCACUGUUUAGUAGACAGAGCCCAUGAUGCAGAGGAGCGCUGAAGGCAAUGGACCAAGUUCGCAGUACAAAAGGAUUAGAGUUGGGAAGCCAAAGGUCAGGACAGGUGGCACAGGUUCAGAAGCGAUGACACAGGCAAGGGUCAAAAUCAGGAUACAACAGGACAGUCACUAAAGGUCUUUACACGAUCAGGAGCACAGUACAACUCAGCGAGGAAUCGAGGGUGUGUGAGGGUUAAAUAGGGAGAGUGUGUGGUCUUGUCUAUUGUAGUUCCUCCCUGGUCUCCACCUAAUGUACCUUUAAAAGGCUCUGUUUUGGCGCGCAUGCGCUUGAUUGAUUGAGAGAUGCGCUAUGGGAGCGCGAAGUAGGUGAGUGUUGGAGCAAGGUCCUGCUAUCACUAUCUCAUUCAGUAGCUUGUAGAACCGCCUUUAGCAGCAAUAACUUAAAGUAUUUCAUUUUUUGAAUGACUUUAUCAGCCUUUUACAUCGUUGUGGAGGAAUUUUGACAUACUCUUCUUUACAACAUUCAUUUACGUUUUUGCCAUUUGUUUAUGCACAUCUCUUAAGGUACUGCCACAGCAUUUAAUUAAGGUUGAGGUAAUCCUUCCCAAUUUCAUGGGCAGCAACAGCUACUUUUCUAAGAUUAUUGCUGAUGUCUUUCACCCUUGGUAUUGUGUUAACACACACCUUAAUGCUCCAGACCAGCAAACUGUUGUUGUUGUAUUUACCUAAUUUUAAGACCUGCUGUCAUGCUCCUGAGCAGGUCAGAGAGGAGACGAUUGCAAGGGUUGUUGGUUAAAACUUUAUUUGUCAUAUUAAACAUAACAAAUUUACUGAAAUAAAGAAUAAAGGGCAGUCUGCCACAAACAGGAUACUUUGAGAAAAACAGGGUUUAGGCGAUAUGCCACAAACAAGAUCUUUAGAAAGUAAAUGAAUAAAGUCUUUUUGUAUACAAGCAGGCUUGAGGUUUACCAAGUAGUUAAGGAUUUCCAGGAUACUGCAAUGCAGCUAGUUAAAAGCAAAUACCUUUUAGGAUAAAGCAAUACAGGAUCAUGUAUCGUUGUAGAGGUUGAAACAGGCAGGUAUAUUCCAAAAUAAUAUAAUGCAGGUUGCUUACGAGAUGAAGGUGUUAAGAUUCUUCAAUGAAGGCAAUACGUCACAAAUCAGGAUUUUUGGAAAUUGAUAAGGAAAGUCUUGAUGUAAUUCAGGCAAGUUCAGGAUGAAGUAAUGUAGGUUAGUGCUUUUCAGUAUGAGGAAAUGCAGAGGAGUACAGGAUGAGGCGCUGCAGGUAAGUUCUCUACAGAAUGAAAUAAUGUAGAUAAAAUACAGGAUAUUACCAGGAAGAGAGAUUCUUUAUCAGAGCAUAGACUUCAUCUUUAUCAGAGCAUAGACUUCAAUGUCAAGGCACUGUUGUGUGCUUGGAGUAGACUUAUCAAGCCUCCUAAUUAGUUCAUCUAGGUGAAGAUGAUGGGGUGAGAGAAAAGUUUAGUAGCUAGGAAGGCCCCUAGAGGAGAAAAUCAUGAAGUUCACUUAAAGGGCCAGUAACAAACGAAAAUGUCUUGCAUGUCAGUUUUGAAACCUGACACCUGUUAAAGAACAAAUUAUGUUAUGUUCUUAUAAAACUAUAGAAUUCAAAGUGUGUGUACUUUCCUCCCCCCCUUGACUGUAGAUAUAUACUGCCAGUCUAAUGUUUGUUUGCUUUUUAAUACCUUUCUAGACAUAUGGCGGUAAAAAUCUGAAACGCGUUGGGACAAUCUUACAAAGAGGGGUUCUGAUCCUAUUACUGUUCUGUUUCCCUUGCUGGGCAAUUUUCAUUAAUACAGAACACAUCCUGCUUCUCUUCAGACAGAAUCCGGAUGUUGCCAGGUUAACACAACAUUAAUACUGUUAACAAUGUUAUAAGUACUGUGUGUUUGUUUCUUUGUUCGUUUGUUUGUUUGGUUUUCCAAUAUCUUUAUUUAAAAAGUACAAAGAUUUAAAGAUUUCACAAAGGAGGUGCACUUUUUAUAUGAAUAGCUAUUGAUAAUACUUUCAUGAGGAUGAUCCACAGCAAGUCUCUGUUGAAGAAAUAUAUCAUCAGAGAGCAGAAAGUUACAGGAUAGUAAGAUAGGGCACCCUGCAAUCCUUAUGAAUAGGUAUAGCAGCAAGUGAGAUUUCUGGCACUUGUUCCUUAUGUGUACAGCAGCUAAAACUCUCCCAAACCAGAGUCUCUUCUUUCUGGUUGUUGAUGCAAGUAAAACGGGGGAUGUAGGGAAGCAGCGCUUAACAAUUAAAGUUCUUGUGUGGAGUCCAAUGGAGCCAAUAUAAGGGAGAAAACAAAAUGGAACAGGAAUACUAAUAUAGUAUAGUAUGUCUAUAACAGCAGAGGCAGAAUAUAAAUAUAUUGCACUCACACUUUUCUGGAGGUUAAGAUCAGCGUUUGAUUUCCUCUGGUAUCGUAUCCCUGUGCCAAUAAUCCACGUGGUGUAUUCCAGAUGAUGCUCCAGUUAUAUACAUAGGAUAUAAAAGAACAGGAAAAGCAUUCUCUGUAUUAAUAAAACAAAUAAAAUAAAGAGAGAAAUAUACUCACAAUGGAUGAGCAAAUAGGGCUCAGUCCUUUAUAGCAUAGGUGGUUUGUUCCCCACCCGGGAAUGUGAGAUACAACUUCUCCAAUAAAUGAUGUCCGAUGAAGGUCCAGGGGGACAAUGAAGAUUAAUUUUAUUAAAUAAAUAAAAAGUAAGUAACACACUAACGCGUUUCACCUAUACAGAAGGCUUCUGUGUAGGUGAAACGCAUUAGUCAAAACCAGUCAUAUCUACCCCCAAUUCCUUUAACCAAUCAGUCAUUUCUGCAUGCGUGUUCCUAAUAUAGUCUUGUAUUUCACUCAAGUCUUGUAGCUCAAGAUGGAUUUGGCCUGUGUUAUUGUCAAUGUAUACACAGUAUGAUGUACCUAACUUGUGGCAUACCUUUUCUUUGGAUACCAAUAAGUAAUCUAGGGCCAUUCUGUUUUGUAAGACUACUGUGCGGAUCUGCUCUUGUUCUGCAGCAAGUAGGCUUAGUAUAUUUUUAGUAUGAUUAAAUUCAAGGUCGAUAGCGUCAACUAGGUUAUUGAUCGAGUGCCAUAUUUUCCAUAUUUCUGCGCUUGGCAAGAUACCUGACCAAAAACGUACAGAUUCAGAGACCUUAACAGCUUUUAUCCUGUUGGAAGUCCCUCGUCUUCACCUAUGCAUUAAUGUUAGUUUGCUUCGAGAGUUUCGAGAGUUUAUUCUUCAUGUAUAGAUCAGGUGCUAUGUAUCCCAAGAAACAGGGUUUAUAUUGCAUGGUAUAAACUUAGUAGCCCAUCUCCCAUAUAACCAAUACAACCGUUUAGGUAAGAGAUGAAUGGGAGAGCAUGUUGUGGAGGUAAAGAGCGCUGAGAGCUUUAGGUGUAUUUAUGUUAUGACUAUUUGGACAUAUGGCAGUGUCCUGGAAUCUCAGGUCUUUACUUUUUGUAAGCAUGUGCAUAGUGUUAACCAGCAUACUAUAGCAUACUAUUAUACCACCAACGAUACCCAGUGGCCUUGGAUGUUAGACUAUGGUGUAGGGCCAUAGCUACAGACUUGCAUUCUUCUAGAAUUAGAGGUGGGUACCAGGAAUGUAUAGCCAUAAAACCUUUCAGGCCCUCUGGUCUACCCCAUGUCUCAGGGGCAUUAUAAAUAAAGGAAAUUACUAUAUUUUCAGGAGGGUCUGCUUCCUUCACUCCCAUAAGGUUUACUUGCAUUAUGGCACUGCUCAUAGGCUGGUUAUCUAAGUGUACCUUUUCUUGUGAGUUUACUAUCCUAUUCUUUCUAGAUGCCUUCCCAUUAUCAAAUGACCAAAGCUGUCCCUGUCUCAGUAGGUCUAGUAUACCUUUGAAGGCUUCGCCAUAUUUAUUGCUUUGGGGUUUGUGUGCACAAAUCCAGCAAGAAUCAUUUCUUCCACUCAUUACAUACGCUCCCUUGCAUGCUUUCACAAAUGUAUUAUGUUUUUCCAUGAAGAAUCUUGCAACUCUCGCUUCCGUCUAUUGUGGCUGGUAAGAUUGUUAUCAAACAAGGGCUGGUGUGGAUAGACAAACAAAGAUAAAAAACAGAUUAUGCAUAUCAUUAUUCCUAUUACUAAACAUGACAUGCCAAGGAGGAAUCUCAGGUCUGGCUUGUAUUCAGGAUUCCUGCUUUUGAAUCGAAUUAGCUUCACUCCGUCUCCAUCUCUCUGUAUUUGACUCUUUGUCCGAAAGGCCAGGGGCAAAUUUUACCCUGCUGCCGUGUAUCCAUGCUGGUUGUUGGUCUGUUAUGACAGCCGUCCAAGUAACAGAUAUCACAUUGAAUGGAGGCUCAAAUGGUGGUACAAUGAUUUUCUGCCCCCUGAUUUUCUUUAUCAAAUCUCUGUCUCCUGGUUUAAAAGGAUGUGUGGGUUCUGUAACUGGGAGAGGGAGAGACUGCGAUAAAUCACCAUAGAUGCUGUUCAACUUGUUGAUUAGAUUGGCAACAUAUUCAAGUCUUGCUACCUCAACCUCCUCCGCCAUACCCUUUGUUAGUCUAAGGAGUAGGGAAUGGUCUAUCCAUCAAUAUCUCAAAUCCUGUUGUCUUAUUAGGGGUCAUCCUCAUCUCAGCUAAGAUGAUUUGGCCAGUUCUCUUUUCUUAACUUAUCUUUUAUAGUCCUGUUUGUUCUUUCUACCUGCCCUCAAGACUGCAGAUGGCAGGGGACAUGGAAUUUCCAAUCAACACAAAGCAAUCUGCUUAUGUGUUGAUUGAGCUUGCUUGUAAAUGGAAUUCCUUUGUCGCUAUUCAUUUGCAGAGGGCAGCCAUAUCUACAAAUUAUCUUCUUACCUAUUAUUUGUGCUACCUGUUUUGUGUCUUCCUUUCUGCAGGGAAAGGGUUCGGGCCAUUUACUGAACUGGUCAACUGUGACCAGUAGGUACUGAUAACCGCAUUUUGCCCUUGGCAUGUUUGUGAAAUCAAUUUGUAGUUGUUGCAUCAGGCCCUCAGGUGGGGGAAGGUGUUCAUGUGUUCGCCUCAGCAUACUAUUUGGAUUAUUCAUUGUACAUGUUAAACAUCUACUUAUUUGAGACUCAACCAUUUCUUUUAGGUCCCUGAAAACAAAUAUUGUCUUUAACUCCUGGUUUGUCAUUUCAUUACCCUUAUGUCCAAAUCCAUAAGAGUGUAAUAUGAACAGGUGUGGAGUUGCCUUUGGGAGCCCUACCCUACCCUCCUUGUCAGACCAUAGGCCAUGAGGGCCUCUGGUCAGACCAUUUCCUUCCCAGAACAAAGUGUCUCUGGGAUCGGCGUGUUUCUGUAGUGUCCGCAAGUUGGCAUUUCCCGCAAAUUAUGGAAUAAUUACCAUCACUUGUGGGGUCUCUGAGUCUUGGUGAAAGGAAGGGUCUAGGCAUUCUGAGCCCUCCCUUACUAUGAAUCCGGCAGUUCUGUUUGCUAAAACAUUUCCGAAGGAUAUUGGAUCGUUACCAUGUGUGUGUGCCAGACAUUUGACUAUGACAAUUUCUGAUGGCAAAAGAAUUGCAUCCAACAAUUGGGCCAUUAAGUCAGCAAAUGAAAUGCCCUUUCCGCCAGCUGUUAUAAAGCAUCUCUGUAACCUUAUCCAUCCCUGAAUCAUGCCGAAAGCGUACCUAGAGUUAGUAUAUAUGGUGAGUGGUUUGUCCUGGAAUAGUUUACAUGCCUCAGUUAAAGCUUGUGCAGAAGAAACGGGCAGUGUAUGGGCUUUCAAGAUUAAAUCCGGUAAUUGGACUACUGCAUAUCCUGUCUGAGGGUCUAGUGCAUGACCCGUCUACAAAUACUACAUCUCCGUGGUCCAGAGGUGUCUUGUAAGUCAGAUCUGGGUCUGGUGUCCAAAGCAAUAGUCUGUGUGCAAUCGUGUCUCAUUUCUACUACAGGUAAGUGAAUAGACAAUAGCCUGGUGAGAAGAAAGGCUGGGCCUGUUUCACUAAUAGACAAUGUGAAUAGAGUAAGGAGCACAACCAUAAAUCUUUAUAUAUAUGAAAAAAAUCUUUAUUAAAUGGGUAUAUACUAUAGGACUGUCUCUUUAAAUAUUAUCCACAGAGGUACAGAGUCAUGCUAUUCAAAAGCAUUUACCAGAAAAGCAAUGAUAUAAGCAAAUAUAAAACGCUCAAUGCGUAAUAAAUGAAUGAAAGAAAUAUCAUGCAAACAGUCCACUAUAAUACUAGUAUAAUGAAAACCCAGACAUAUAAAAAAAUGUAGCAAACCAUACCAAAUUCAGUGAGAAGUAGGGACAGAGCUAAUAGACAAUGACAUCUGUAAUUUUGACAUAAGAUCCCUUCCAAGCAGGCUAACUGGGCAUGUAAACUAUUCCAGGACAAACCAACCAGCAUAUGUACUGACUCUAGGUACGCUUUUGGCGUGACCCAUGACUUCGGACGGAUAUGGCGACAGAGAUGCAUUAUAACAACCAACGGAAAGGGCAUUUCACAUGCUGACUUAGUUGCCCUCGGCCAAUUGAAAGGGAUUCCCGAUCCAGGAGUGGCAAAGACUGCCACGCUCAAAGGCAUCCAGUGCGGCGAUGCGACCAAUCCCGGACGAACCCACAUCUGUAACGAAGUAAAGAUUCUCUGGGUCAGCAACUAUACUCUUUCAUGCCAUGGACUUUAAUCAAUUUGGAAUUCUCUGCAUUUCUCCUUAUCUCCAACCAGCUGGUGAGGAGCCCCAAUGAAUAAGACAUUACAACGUAAGGUUCAUGGUGACUUCUGACAUUUAACAGGUGGUACAAUAGCAGAGGAAACAGGGGUGGUCUUAUAAACAUUAUCCAAUAAUAACAUAAUUUGUCUAUCUUAUAUUAAGAUAUUGUAACCUAUAGCUAGCUUGCAGGUGUAAUGGUGGAGUAUUCAUUAUGCUUAUAUUACGAUACAUGGUCAAACCUCGCACUAAGCUAAGUUUCAGUUUAACUACACAGUUAUAAAUAAAGUUACUACUCACUUACAAAAAUAGAAAUGUUACUACGCAGUUAGAAAUAUAGCAGUACAAAACAGGAAAUAUGACCAACGCACUGAGACAGGAAAGUUCAUAGCUCUAUGUCAAGGGGUUUAUUCACUAGUAGAGUUGAGUGAACCCGGACUGUAAAGUUCGGGUUCGUACCGAACAUUACGGUUUUUGGACCCCGGACCCGAACACGGACAUAUCAUUGUAUGUUUGGGUUAGAGUUCAGUGUUCGGCAAUUUAAUGGCGCGUUUUCAAAGGCUGCAAGUGUUUGACUGGUGUGCCCUUAGAAGCCAUCACAGCCAUGCCUACUAAUGGCAUGGCUGUGAUUGGCCAGUGCAGCAUCUGACCAAGCCUCUAUAUGUAAGCUGGAGUCGCAUAGCGCUGCACGCACAUGAGCUCUUAUUAGUGUAGGGAGAGGAUGCUGCAGCUGUGAGGGACAGCUUAGGAAAGAAUUCUCCAGACUAGUACAUUAGUGGGGUGCACUUUAUAUCUGAGAGACAAAUAGAAGCUUCAAAUACUGCUGUCACAUUGCAGUUUUAAAACUUAAAAUUUUUUGGGUGCUAAACUGCUAAAUAGUAUUUUAGUGGAGUGCACUUCAUAUCUGAGAGUCAAAUCGAAGCUUACAGUGCAGUUGUAAACAUUUUAAUUGUUUUGGUGCUAAACUGCUGAAUAGUACAUUUUGGGGCCUGCUCUUCAUAUCUGAGAGUCAAAUCGAAGCGUCUAAUAGUGUGCUUACAGCGCACUUGUAAACAUUCUAAUUGUUUGUGGACAUGCAAGGACUACCGCAGCACGUCUCUGAUGAUGACCAAACACAGAUGCCAACUGCUGUGGCUUUCGGCAGUGUGCAGACUGGUAAGGAGGGUAGGGUUGAGGAGUGGGUGGAAGAUGAUGUGGAGGAUGAUGAGGUCCUAGACCCCACAUGGAAUGAUGGUCAUGUGAGUGACGUGUCCAGUUUGGAGGAAGAGGCAGUGGUCGCACAGAGGCACCAGCACAGCAUAGGAGGGAGCUGGGUGCAAAAGCGGAGCCAUCCCCUAGGGACUGAGCACACCAAGGCCAGCUCCAAGGAGUUCCCUGGCAUGGCAGUUCUUCAGACAAUGUGCUGACGACAAGACACAAGUGGUUUGCACGCUGUGCAAUCAGAGCCUGAAGCGAGGCAUAAACGUGCUAAACCUGAGCACAACCUGCAUGACCAGGCAUCUACAUGCAAAGCACGAGCUGCAGUGGAGUAAGCACCUCAAAAACCAAGAAAGGUCUCAGGCUCCUCUUGCUUCCUCUUUUGCUGCUGUCUCGGCCUCUUCCUCCACCUCUGGAGUGACAGUGGCACCUGCCACCCAGCAAACAGAGAAUGUGGCAGCAACGCCACCACGUCCGCCACGGUCCCCAAGCAUCUCCACACUGUUCCAUGGAAGCGUUCAGCUGUCCAUCUUCCAAACACUGGAGAGAAAGAGGAAGUACCCACCCGCGAUCCCUAGCCCUGAAUGCCAGCAUUUCAAAAUUCGUGGCCUUUGAAAUGCUGUCAUUCCGUCUGGUGGAGACGGACAGUUUUAAAAACCUGAUGGCAGUGGCUGUCCCACAGUACGUGGUUCCCAGCCGCCACUACUUUUCCAGGCGAGCCAUCCAUUCCCUGCACAACCAAUUGGCGGACAAAAUCAGGUGUGCACUGCGCAACUCCAUCAGUGGCAAGGUCCAUAUAACCAUAGAUACGUGGACCAGUAAGCACGGGCAGGGACGCUAUAUCUCCCUAACUGCACACUGGGCAAAUGUAGUGGCGGCUGGGCCUGAGGAGGAUAGCAGUUUGGCACAUGUCCUUCUGACACCGAGGAUUGCAGGGCAUUUUUCUUUGCCUCCUGUUGCCUCCUCCUACUCCACUUCCUCCUCCUCUACCACCACCUCAUCCGGGGAGUGUAACACCUUCAUCACCAACUUCAGCACAGCCAGGGGGAAACGACAGCAGGCUGUUUUAAAACUCAUACGUUUGGGGGAAAACCCCCACACCGCGCAGGAUCUGUGGACUGGCAUGGAACAACAGACCAAUGAGUGGUUGCUGCCACUGAGCCUCAAGCCCGGCGAUAAUGGGCGAUAUCUCGUAGCAGCUCUGAGCCUAGCCGGUUUGACGCACAUCCCUUGCCUGGCGCAUGUGCUGAAUUUGGUGGUGCAGAAAUUCCUGAAAAACCACCCAGAUAUAUCAGAGCUGCUGCAGAAAGUGCGGGCCGUCUGUGCCCGCUUUCGGUGUUCUCACCCUGCUGCUGCUCGCUUGUCUGUGCUGCAGCGUAACUUCAGCCUUCCUGCUCACCGCCUCAUAUGCGACAUGCCCACAAGGUGGAACUCCACCUUGCACAUGCUGGAGAGACUGUGCGAGCAGCAGCAGGCGAUAGUGGAGUUUCAGAUGCAGCACGCACGGGUCAGUCACUCUGCGGAACAGCACCACUUCACCACCAAUUAGUGGACCUCCAUGCGAGACCUGUGUGCCAUUUUGCACUGUUUCGAGUACUCCACCAACAUGGCCAGUGCCGAUGAUGCCGUUCUCAGCCUUACUAUCCCGCUUCUAUGUCUCCUUGAAAAAACGCUUCGGGCGAUGAUGGAAGAGGAUGUGGCACAGGAGGAAGAGGAGGAGGAAGAGGGGUCAUUUCCACGGUUAUCAGGCCAGUCAUUCACAAGUGACUUGGAGGGUGGGUUCCUGCACCAGCAUAGGCCAGGUACACAAUUGUCCAUCCAGGGCACAGUUCUGGAGGAUGAUGAGGAGGAGGAGGAUGAAUCAUGUUCACAGCAGGGUGGCACCCAACGCAGCUCAUGGGCAUCACUGGAGCGUGGCUGAGGGGAUACGGAGGACACAGACGAUACACCUCCCACAGAGGACAACUUGUCCUUGCCUCUGGGCAGCCUGGCACACAUGAGCGAUUACAUGCUGCAGUGCCUGCGCAACAACUGCCGAGUUGCCCACAUUCUAACUUAUGUUGAUUACUGGGUGGCCACCCUGCUGUAUCCCCGUUACAAGGACAACAUGCCGUCCUUAAUUCCCUCACUGGAGUGUGGUCGGAAGAUGCGUGACUACAAGCGCACGCUGGUAGACGCGCUGCUGAGGGCAUUCCCAACUGACACCAGGGGCUCAGUGGAAGCACAAGGCAAAGGCAGAGGAGGAGGAAGAGGUCGCCAACGCAGCUGGGGCACCGCCAGCACCUCAGAAGGUAGGGUUAGCAUGCCACAACAACCAGCACCACCAUCUGAUAUAGAACGUCUUAGCAGGAGGCAGCAUUUCAGCAACAUGGUGGAACAGUACAUAGUAAAUAAAACUCCUAAAUCACAUAAGGGAAAAAAAUAAAUAAAGUAAUAAAGAAAUAUGGCCCUAUUGUUUGGAUAACAUAAAAAGAUAACAGAAAUAAAUAAAUAAUAAGAAUUCAAUAAUAUCACUCCGUGAGUCAGUGGUAGUUAGAAGUAAGAGGAAAUACUGCAUAGAGUAGUAUUUCUUCUAGGGGAGCCUUAACGGCGAAACCCGCGUCGGGUUUGGCUUCUAUGAUGAGGGAAGACAUGCUUUAAUAUAUUCAGACUAUACCACCCAUACAAGAUUUAUUAUUUUAUUUUAUAUUUAUUUAAUUUGCAACUUUUUUUUUUUCUAUUCUUUAUUCCAGUUUUCGUUCUGUGAUUUCUAAAUAUACCACAUUUACUCUACUUAAAGGAGGGGAAGUGGUUACUAGUAUUUUUUAAGGGGUGCCCUUGAAGGCACAGCAGAGUAGGGAAGCUAGUCUCUCCACUUUUAGCUUUCUCUCCUGCCUAGAUAUACAAUCUUCUCCAGUGCUUGCCGUUCUGCUAGUAUUCAAACCGCAUUUAUCUUUUUCCCUCCUCUCUAUUUAUUAGACUGGCAACAUUUGUUACUUUUGCUAGCAGUUACAUUUGAUGUUAUUCUGUAUCUACUCUAUGCAGUAUUUCCUCUUACUUCUAACUACCACCGACUCACAGAGUGAUAUUAUUGAAUUCUUAUUAUUUAUUUCUUUCUGUUAUCUUUUUAUGUUAUCCAAACAAUAGGACUAUAUUUCUUUAUUACUUUAUGUAUUCUUUCCUUAUGUGAUUUAGGAGUUUUAUUUACUCCCAUAUAAGCAGAAGUUAUAUUUACUCUGCUUAUUCUUAUUUUUUUAUUACAUCAAUUUUUUACACUAUAUUAAUUAAAAGUGACAUUUUAUCUGGGUUACGCGUAUUUCAGAAGUGUUCACCUACUAAAUGGUUCACCCUUUUGUUUCUUCUCUCUAUUCUUUAGUUCAUACUUUUAGUCCUUACUCAGAAAUUGUGCCCCCCUAUGAGUAUAGAUGAAAGGCAGCAAAUACCUUCAAGAAAGUUUAGAAAUAAAACAUUUUGACAAGAUAGGCUUUCAGUAUGCAGUCAGUAGUGGACUGGGGUAAUGAAAGAGCCAGAUAUCUGUUCCUAAGUAAGCACUGUCAUACCUAAAGGGACACUAGGCAUCCAGGAAAAGAAGGAUGUGAGUCCAAAAUAUCUACUGUUCCUUAUGGACAGUAUGGACGCUUGGAAGGUAAUAUAACAGUGAAUUUGUGGCACAGAAAUAGUGAAAUGCAACUAAUAUUUGCCACACGAGGACUGUUAAAUAGUAUUAAUGUGGACCAAGUUUUGCAUGCCAUAUUAGGCUGCUGACUUUUUAUUUCAUAUUAUUUAUUUACAACCCAAAUAUCUAGUCCCCAAGGCUGGGAGAAAAACUAACAUUCACAUGCAUAUUAUUUUAUUGCCUUUUAAUUUCUAAUUUAUUGAGACGUUUUGGAACAGAUAAAAAACUGAAAUAACUGUACAAAAAGUCAUUGAAGUUAAUUAUUUCUAAAAUUCUAGAAUAAUGUGUCACAGAUGUUAAUUAAUCUGUCUUUUACAUGAUUAGGCAUGCCUAAACUUUAUGCCUGUCUUUUGCUUUCAGCUUUGCAUGUUACAAAAGUAUUUUAUUAAUGAAACACAGAAUCUUGGUUUAACAAAGUAAUGCUUAACUAUGUGCAACAAUUUUAUUCUCUUGCAGGUUAACACAGCUGUAUGUGAUGAUUUUUAUCCCAGCCCUUCCUGUAAGUUUUUUUUCAGAUUUUUAUUUCAUGUAUGUUAAUCUAAAAUCAGCGUGCUUUGGAUAUAAAAUCAUAUCAUAGACCAUGUUUAUGGGGAAUUCGCUGUUAACUUCUUUACAUAAGGCAAGAGACUGGCGUUAAAGGGAUGCUAUGGUCAUCAGACUUAAUAAAGUUGCUCUGGUGUGUAUAGUAUGUCCCUGCUGACUUUUUAAUGUGAACACUGCUUUUUUGGAGUCGCAAUAGCCUCCCAAUGUUUUCCUAUGGGAAAGUAUUGGAUUGGUUGAGAUUGUCAAGUUUGGCUGGGCCAAUUUCGAGGAGACACAUGUGGCGCUAAAAAUAAGGUGAGUAAAUCACCUUUACUUUACUGACAGGUAAGCAACCUCCAAAUUAGCUAAGGACUAACACACUCUUUUUGUUUUUAACUUUCAUAUCUGGGAAUGGGCAGUCGUGUAGUUGGUGGUCCCUGCUUUACUAACCUACUCUCCCUCUGACAGAAUCUAGAUAAGCUGGUAUUUUUCUACUGGUGGGGGUGGGGGUGGGUCAGGGGGGAUUUACACUCAUGUGUCUAAUGUCUAAUUAUUUGGAUCCAACACUGAUUAAAUGAAGAGAUACAUUUAGUGCAAUUUUAUAACUCCUCAAAAUUACUAACUCUAUAUAAUACUAAUAUCCUUUAGUGACUUGUUUAAUAGUGUAUGUCUUUUAUAUAAGACCUCUCUGCUUUUUUCUAAUUGGUCUAAUUAUUCAAUGCCAUUUCUAAUUGUUUAAACUCUACAUUGUCUCUCUAGAAAUGUGUAUCCCCAGUUUAUAUAGAGAGACAAAUGGCUGUUAGAUACAUUGUAUAAUUUUGAGAAGUUCAGAAACCUACACCAACUAAAUUUACUCUAAGAGGAAUACUUGAUACAUUUUGAAUACAUUUAAUACCUUUACUGAGAUCAUCUUUAAAUCCCAUUCCUUUUUAAAAACUUUACCAAACUCUUUGGUUAUUUCACUUUAGGUAGCACAUUUUAAUUUUUGUGUGUUGACAUUAUUAAUAAAAGGUAUUACCAAUAAUGAUAUUUUGAAGCGGCACUGUCAUGCCGAACUUACCUUUCCCCAAUCGAUUCCUCUUCUCUCCCUCUCUCGGUAUCUUAUUCAUUUCUUCCUAUCUGCUCUAGUUUUCUUUAAAAAAUAAGACAAAGUAGAGACUAUUUUUCUUCUGGAGGUUUCCUACACCAUGACCAGCUAUGACCAACGGAGGAGCAAAGGGUGCUUCGUUUCCGGUGGUCAGAGCAAUUUUCCCACAAUCCUUAGCUUUCCUCCCUGUUCCCGCGAUGCUUCCUGCCAGUAUUGCCGAACGUCCUGUCACAGACAGAACGUCGGCAAAACUGCCGAAUUGCAUUCUAACAGAAUGAGAACAGUUUCUCUAUUCGUGUUAGAACACAAUUCGGGACUUUGUUCGGAUUCGCAAUUUCAUUCGAAUGAAUGAAACUCCGAUCCUAUUCGUGCUAUGGCUGCAUCUUGCAGCCGCUUAGCAGAUAACUCCCUAAUUCCCACGGUAUUAGGGAGCUUUCUACCAAAUGCUGAAAGACCUAAAUUGGUCUUUCAGCCAACUUUACUAAUACUAACUAAAGAUUACUUAGUAUUAGUAAAUUCUUCUUGUGAUUGUAUCAGGCUACCACUUCUGAUGUCAGCAGGCAGUGGGCAGGUCUAAAGGAAACAGGGACAUGUGAGCAGCUGCAAAAUUGAAUACAAGUAAGAUUUUUCUUUUAUUAAGGAGUCAUUAGGGGACCAGGGUGAACAGAUGGUGGUUUUAACCCAAUAGGGUCAGGAAUACAUGUUUGUGUUCCUGACCCUAUAGUGCUCCUUUAAGCACCAUAACUCAGCUCAGGCAGCAGUCUUGGGUGCCAUCACACUGUUUGGGAGCCGUUUGACAAAAACUAGAGCUUGCUCAGGCACUCAGAGACUGCGCCCUCUCUUGCUGCCGUCAUAGUGCCGAUUUACACUUCUGCAUUAUCAAUAUUAAUACAAUCCAAUGCUUUGUUAACCUCCUAGCCAGCAUUCUCAGCCUAGUAUUGCCAUUAUCAGUGCAGCUAAAGAAGAGAAGGUGUAUGGGUGCAAGGAAGCGUAGGCAAAAAAUAGGAAUGGCAUCCACAGAAACAUAUCCACUGCAGGGAGCUGUAGUGGUUAUGGUGCUUAUAGUGCUUGUUUGAAAAUAAAUAAAAUCAACAGAGUCUGAUUCCCACCUGAAGUCUUCUAAGAUUUUUUUUUUCUUAUAAUACCACCGUAUAUAAGCAACAUUUUAAUCCUAGGUUUGGCUGUUUUUGGAGUCUUGAAGUGCUGAGGUUUUUUUAUGUAUUACCAAACUGAGUCAAGACAAGAUAUUUUUACAUGUGCCUCUUACUAGUUAUGUGUCUCAUCUUUUCAGGACGGGGGCUGAUAUUGACAACAAGAGUGGAUGCUCGAGUCCCCUUUGCCUUCAUGUAGCUGCUGAUUGUUAGUUUUGAGGGAAAAAGGUAGUUUUUGCCUGAUUAUGAGAGUUUUGUUGUGGAGCCGAGGUGCCCCACGUCCAUCCGGCUCGACGGGCAGGCCCCGCCACCCCUCCUGGCUGUGACUUACACAGCAGCCAUGUAGAAUUCUGUUUAAUUUUAAUCAGAUUGUACAACACAGUAUGUUUACUUUAGAAGCUCUUAUCUCCUGCUCUGUUAAUAGAACCUUAAUCUGUGGGCCAUAGCAGGCAAUUAACAGACCAGAAGAUAAGGAAUUCCAAAUUAAACACGCUGUGCAAAAUAAUUUAGGCUCUUGGUCAGGAAGUGUGUAGGAUGGCUGUGUGAGCCACAGCCAAGAAAUGUGUGGCAAGGGCUGCAUAAACAAAGUAAUGAAUUGAAUGGACACUAUUGGCACCCAGGCAACUUUAUCUCAUUUAAAUGGUCUGGGUGCAGUGUCCCUGUCCCCCUUUAUCCUGCAAUGUAAAACAUUGCAGUUUUAGAGAAACAGCUAUUUUUACAUUGCAGUACUAAGACUGCCUCUUGUGGCUGUCUACCAGAAAGCAACUCGUUAUGAGUUUGAUUCCAUGAAACAACACUGGACGUCCUCACGCUUUGCUUGAGGACAUCCAGCGUUAGUGAAAAUCCCAUAGGAAAGCAUUGCAUUUCUAUGAGCAAUGCUACAUGGUAGUCUGGCUUCUCUGUUUAAGUUCCUGAUUUUUCUUACUAUGUUGAUUGUCUAUUUACUUGCUAUUGAAAAUAACUCAGGAGCAUAUAUUUUCCUACAGCUGUGUGAGAUCUUACUCAAUUUCCUCAGGCCAUCACUUCAUAAUUCCCCCUGCUACCUCUUGUCUCAAAUUCCCAGGGCCUUCUUUACCUUUUGUAUUGGUCUGUGCAUACUGUAUGUUUUACCCUAAUUGUACAGUGCUGCGGAAUAUGUUGUCGCUUUAUAAAUUCCAGUAAUAAAUAAAUAAGCAUAUACACGCUCAGUUUACCAGUUGCAUGGGAUCUUUUAUCCAGCCUGUUACAAAUCACUAGAGAAUGUGUUGACGCCUUUUGGAUUCAAUUUAUCUAUUGGAGUAUGAAAUAUUAUUGCAAGAUAUCCAUCUGACAAUAGAACAGUAUGUACUGUUUUCCUGUUGAAAUAUGCGAUUCAUUCCCAUUUAAUCUCUCAUGAUUUGCUAUUUCAGGCUGUGUUCCUUUAUCAACUACAGACGCGCUAUUUACAAAAUCAGGUAAUUAAUUGCCAGGAUGAGUAGAACUACGUUCCUGUCACUUUUGUCAUCAUUACCAUGUAAUUUUAAAAUAUUCUAAGGAUAUAUAAUUAGUGUGCUUAUUAGUUUAACAUUAAAUGUGUUUUAUGAUGACAUUGGCAAAAACCUUGCUACAGUAGCAUUACACAGACAUGUUAUACAUACAGUACCUGGGUCAACCUUUGUUCAGUCAAAAGAAAAAAGCUGUUUGACAUGUUGACAGUUAUACACUAAAGUGAAAUUGUCUGCAACUCCAAACAUAGAGGAUUCAAUGACCUGUCUGAGUUCAAUAUUAAAACAUAGCUUCUGAAUCUGAACCUGAUAAAUGGGGACUCUGUUGAACAUAGCCAUGUCUGGGCCACAUUUGUUUAAAUUUUCUCCGAAUUGUAGUUGCCUCAAUUGGUGUUAAAGGAACAAAUCUGUAUUCCUAGCAUUAUUCCUGUCUCUAUUAAUAUUAGGUCCCCCCAUUCAGCAUAGAAACGAUUAAAAACCCUUGUUUUACUUGCCUUGUUUCCAGUGCUGAGGCUCCCUCUGCGCUUCUCACCUCUUCUCCCCAGCCGUGUUCUUUUGUCGACUAACAAUUUUAGUCGAUUGAAAUGUUUGAGAUUUAGUCAACUAAAACAAUUAAAAGACCACUAUAGUGCCAGGAAAACAUACUCGUUUUCCUUGCUCUAUAGGGUUCUUGGGUCCCCCUUACCCUCUGGGUCCCACUCCCGCCGGGCUCUAGGGGGAGGAAGGGGUUAAAUCCAUACCUUUUUCCAGCGCCAGGCUCCCUCAGCGCUGGGGACUCUCCUCCCUUUUCUGACGUCAUCGGCUGAAUGCGCAUGUGCGGCAAGAGCCGCACGCGCAUUCAGCCAGUCUCAUAGGAAAGCAUUCUCAAUGAGACAGCCACUAGAGGCUGGAUUAACCCAUUUGUAAGCAUAGCAGUUUCUCUGAAACUGCUAUGUUUACAGUAGGCAGGGUUAAUCCUAGAUGGACCUGGCACCCAGACCACUUCCUUAAGCUGAAGUGGUCUGGGUGCCUAUAGUGGUCCUUUAAGAUGACUAAAAUACGAAUAAAACUAAAAAGGCAUUUUAGUCAAAAGACUAUAACUAAAACUAAAUUGAAAUUUGCUGCCAAAAUUAACACUGCUCCACAGGCGCAGACAAAUAGGAAGCAGAGUCUCAAUGCUCCUUGUAGUGAGUGGCUAGUGCACAUUCAUACUUGUGUUUGAGCUUACUAAAAGAUCCCUACAGCCAUUCUAGAAGUAUUUUGGGACUUAGGCCCAUUUCCAUUCAACUCAGAGAUUUUAAAGAGACCAUGUGUAGACUGUGACAUUUGUAUUGGUGUAAUUUUCACUGCAGAGCAAACUUGUUGAAUUUACUUGUAUAUCUAUUGUACAGUGCUGCACGAAAUGGUGACCCUUUAUAAUUAAUAAUAAUAUGAAUUGUACAAAUUAAGAAUUAAUAUAACUACAUGUUUUGUUUUGUUUUUUUCUUGUUUUACAACAAGCAAGUAUUUGUGUAUUUAUGUGCGAUUUUAGGGUAUAAUAUGGCCUCAGGUUCUUACUGGAAUUGCUGUAAACAUCAUCAAUGCUUCAAUCAAUGCCAUCCUUCUGUAUGUCCUAAAGCUUGGAGUAGUGUAAGUCUAUUUACAUAUCAAUAUAGUUAAAUAAAUAGAUAAAUAAACCGUAUAAUAGUAUGUGGGCAUUUCUGUUCAGCAGACUCAUGGGAGCAUUUUAGUUUAUGUAAUUUUCAGUGCAAAGAGAAUGAAGCAGUGAAAUCCAGCAAUCUUCUGUAUCACAAUUUAACAGUGCACAUAGAUGCUUAGAUAAUGAUUGUCUCCAUCAGCUAAUUAAAGGAUCACUAUAGUGUCAGGAAAACAAAACCCCUUCAGUCACUUACUUUAAACCAGCGCCGGUGCUGGUGACCUCGCUUCCUCGUCCGACGUCAGCUCCUCCGUCACUGGAGCUAAAUGCAAAUGCACAAGUAUUUCUCAAUGCUUUCCUACGGACGCUCUGCACGAUGGAGGCGAAAUUAGCCUCCUGCGUCACAGAUGCGCCUCUAGUGGCUGUCCGGAAGACAGCCACCAGAGGCUGGAUUAACCCCAAAUGUAAACAUAGCAGUUUCCCUGAAACUGGUAUGUUUACAUAUGAAGGGUUAAAACCUGAGGGUUGAAGUGGUCUGGGUGACUAUAGUGUCCCUUUAAGUUCAAAUCACAAUAUCUGUUGUUAUAUAGUGACUUUUGAUGUUGCCUUACAGGGGUUCAGCUGUAGCAAAUGCAAUUUCUCAAACUGCGAUGUCUGCUCUGCUCUUCACCUACAUAGUUAUGAAAAAGCUGCAUGUAGAAACAUGGGAUGGUAAGUGGUCAUUAAAUACUAUUGUUUAUAAAGUGAUUAUUAAACAUAAGCAUGCAAAGACUUAAAUGGUCUGCUACAUGUUCUGCGAUAGGAAUUAGAAAUAUGUAAAAAGCCAAACACGUAAAGACACAGCAGAACAUCUCUUUCUUUCAUGAAACUAUAGGCAAAACAUUCAAGCUGCUGGUUUGUAAGGCUAAUGCCUGUCCAAAAUAAUUGUUUCCAGUUGUAUGUGGUAGGAAUGAUCUAAGUUGGAUCACAGUUAUGAUAUAAACAUGUUCACUUGCCACAAAUCUUUACAGUCCUAUGAAUUAACAUUUUUGGUUGUUCCUGCAGCCUUUCGUUAUCAGUAAAAUAUAAGGCUUUUUCCUAUGAGCCUUUAGAAUGCACUAUAAUAUUUGCAUUACUUUUUGUCAACGUGUGCCCUUAUAUGGCUUUACUUAGGAAUUAGUGACUCCACAUGUGAGUUAAUUAGUAGAUGCCGUGACUACUAUUGCAUGGUUAAGGAUUUUUUCUUGGAUGUGUCUGUUUGUAGGUGUUGCAAUGAGGGAGGGUUGGGGGUACAAAUCCCCAGUUUACAUCUAGAAUGGCUAGUUGCAAAUCAUGAUACACGUUGGGAACAUUACUUUAAAAUUAUAUUUGUGAAAGAUAAAACAACUCAGUCGACAGGUCAGCCUAUUACUUUCUUUUCAGGUUGGUCCAAAGCCUGCCUCCAGGAAUGGGGUCCUUUUAUACGACUUGCUAUACCUAGCAUGCUUAUGAUGUGCAUAGAGUGGUGGAGCUUUGAACUUGGAGGAUUCUUAGCAGGUCAGUAUUCAUCAGUCUCUUUAAAAAUACACAUGUAAUUUUUAGCUUUUCAAAAAUGUUCAUGAAUUAUUUUUUCUGUUAGUUUUUAUAUAUGUAUAUCAGAAUAGGACUAAUAUAUUUCCCAGUGUUGCAGUAAUUCCAUUAAUUGUAACUAUACUUUGGUUAUGUAUUUAUUUGUGUUUAUGUCUGUUUAGGUCUUAUCAGCGUGGUGGAACUUGGGGCACAAGCCAUAAUGCUGGAAUUGGCAACUGCAGCUUACAUGGCAAGUUCUUCAUUUAAUAUGUUCGGAUGAAGAGAUUGGAUGAAAGACACCGGUUUUAAGCCAGUCACUAACAGUUUUUGUCAAUUUGCGAUCUAGGGAUUCUGAAAAUGUGCUACAAAAUAGCUAUUGGUAUAUUCUAAAAUAUACACAUAGGGCUAUUAACUAAACCGACUAAGCACAUUUUCACAAAUUAAGUUUUAAAAACUGGAAACACUGAGGCAAAAAAGUUGAUCUGAAAAAACUCAGCCAUAUUAGCAACUUGGCUAUUUUGAGUUAAGUGAAUAAUCUUUACAGGUAAUGGUGAGUUCGCAAUAGAUAAUAGGACAAAAUGUAAAGAAUUAAAAAAACAAGAUACAAAAAAGGGGCAUCUAGCGCUAAAAAAAAAUAUAUAUAUAUAUAUCUGUUAUAUAUUAUAUAUAUAUAUAUCUCUGUUAUUUAUAUAUAUAUAUAUAUAUAUAUAUAUAUGGUGAUGAAGUAUUUUCCUUUACUUUUAUAUAUAUAUAUAUAUAUAUUUGUGUUCUGGGCAUUCUCAUUUGAUAUAGAAUAAGAUUGGUUGUAGAGAUGUAGCUUUAGGAAUAAUCAGUUGAGGUUUGCCGAAACCAAUGUAUGCUGUAGGCCGGUAAAAAGUGGGCUUACAUAGAGGAAAUAUGAACAAUGGAAGUGGAGGGUGGGGCUAUUCGCCUGACCAACAAAGGUAACUAGUGAAAGGGGGGAGUCCCUUUUAUAGGUCUAUAGCCCCUCCCACAACUUCAGGCCAUGCCUUCCAAUUUGUGUUCGGGGCAUUCUCAUUUGACAUAGAAUAAGAUGGGUUGUAGAGAGGUAGCUUUAGGAAUAAUAAGUUGAGGUGUGCCUAAACCGACGUAUGCUGUAGGCCGGUAAAAAGUGGUCAAAAAGAGACAUAUUAAUGCAAAACAUUAUACAGGAUCAUAGUGCAUUUGUUAACCAUCAGGUAGACAUUUUAAUGAAAGCUUCCUAAUUCCUGAAUUGGUUGUGGUAUGUAAGUCGCAUAAGCCUAUGAUUCCCGGCGGCUCUGUGUCUUAACGUGUGCUGGGAUGUCUUGGCUAUAGGCCGUGGAGGCUGCUCCUAUCCUAAAAGAGUGCCCUGAGUAGUCGCUAGGUUUUAGUUCGAGCCCGGUGAAUGAGUAGGUGGACAUAGUGCAUGAACAUACCUGUGGUAAGGACAGUAUAGUACAGCGACAGUAAUGGUUCAGUGGUGCGUAUGGUGGCGUGCCCAAGAACGUAACCAGUACCUUAACCGGGCACCCAGAAUUGCUUGUAAGGUAGUAGGUUAUAUGCACUGGCUCGCCCAUCUGACUCGUCUUAGUUUUAGGAAGGGACCGGACAUAGUGGUCUGUGUGUUUUUAGAAGAUAAGAGGUCAACAGGCACUCUUGUUUAUGUUGUUGGCUGCUGAUAGUGAGUUAUUUUUUUGGCCUGAGAAAGUCGUUAAAGGCUAGAUAGGUAGCAGUUUUGAUAACUGCAUUGGUGCGUGGCUUGGAAGGUGCAUGGUCGAGUGGUUCUGACAUGGUUUGAACAUUGUAUGUCCAUGGCCAGUAUUUAGUUUUAGCAGGAAUGUCCGCUUGGCUAUGUCUCUAAGUAAGGUAUGGAUGGGGUAGGAGGAUAGGAACCCUUGUUGUUUGGGAAGGAGAAAUACAUAUGAAUUGAAUGCCCGUGAGAUAAAGUUUAACUGUGUUGUGCGAGAAUUAUUAACUUAUGGUGGCAAAAAGAGGCGAAGGCCAUAAGUGGUAAAACCUCAAACCAUCCAUCUAAGUGAUGGUCUGACAUGAAACGUAUUGAAAGUGGAAAAAACCCUGUAGCAAGCGUGUUGAGUGCGGGUGGACAAAGCCAGUUUAGUCAGAGCCCAGCUAUGUUGGCGAGGUUCAUGUAAUCCAUGACCUUAACCAUAAAUGACCCCCCUGCCAUGGCGGCUGUCACAGCAGCUGCCACAAUAGUUUACCAUUACGUGUGGUUAAGAAAGUCCACCAUAUGUGUAGGUCUGCCGUGGCUUGGUUGUCUAGGGACAGCCCCUGAUCAUCAUGCGGGAGUGUGGAAAAAGCAAAGUGGUCUGAGAUGAAAGCGUGGCCUGCGGUAUGAUGCGCAUGGCAAAAUUUAAGGAACCUGGUAGGGAUUGUAGUUCCAUGCAGUUGCAAGUACCAAGCAGGGGGUGGUAAUCUCGGGAGUGAAUGACUGUGGGGCAUCUGGAUAUGUUUAACCACAACCAGCAAAGAGUUCAACGAAUAUAUUGAAAAUUGUGGGCUGCUCUUGACCCGAAAGUUAAGCGGGAGAAGAAAUAUUAACUGCUGCCCAUAAAUGACCUGUAAGUGCCAGUGUAGGGUGGAUGGUGGCAGUCUGAAAUGCGUUUGUGAUAUCAGUUUUACUUAACCAGGCUUCCCCCCCUGCUUGAGUGAUUGCUGUAGUGGUAUGAACAAUGGUGGCAUACUGUAAUGAAAACUCCUCGGAGGGUAUGAGGGAGUUGAGACUUGGGGUAGCAGAGUCAUGAGGUGCAGAUAAGUCUAUGAUCAGUUACAGUGUGAGGGAAGAUUCCCUGUGACAAUCCCAAUGGGAUUGCGCCACGCUGUAAAUGGUGUAGAUCGGAGAGACCCAGGUAGAAAUCUUUCUGCCAUUUCUUGGGUCAUGAGUGUAAUGCCAGCUGUUGGAUGCUGCUGUGAUGACUGCAAGUUAGUGCAUUUUAGAUUCCCCCAAAAGUAUAUGGCAAUACCUGUACGGAAGGCCUUUAACAUCGGAGAUUAGGAAAUCAACUAAAUGUCUGGAAAGGUGAUGAGUUAGAAAGUACUGGAAAUGCAUAAUGUUUACAGACAUGAAGUAAGGUUCAGGGUACAUUUAUUGGGACACAUGGUUUUUGCAUGUGCCCUGACAUAUUGAGAACAUAUCUGCAACAGUCUGCAUGCACUGAAACUACAUGUGCCAACAUGGAAAUUGUUGCAAAUCUGGGAUUUGCCACAGAGAAUGAGACAACCCAAUUUGUCUCUGGUAGUUCUCUACGUACUACCAGAGGUGCUAGAGCCUGGAGCCUGAAACGUGAUCGUCCGCUGUGGUGGGACAAAAUUGUUGUGUGGGACUAGCAACAUUUCCUCCAAGUGAAAGUGUGUUGACUCUAGCUGGAGUGUUAGGUAGAAAGAAAUCCUUACCACCUGCUUGAUACAUACUAAAAAAAACAUGAAGAUUGCCAUUAUUAUAUGAACCCACAGUGUGCUAGUACUGGCUUGCUAGCUAAAACCGCAUGGCGAAACAAUUACUCCUUUGUUUGAUGACAGGUGAGGCCGUGCUAGUUGCCAAGUGGCUUGAGAGGCUCGAUCUAUGCAAUGGCGCAAAGGGAUUUUUGUGGCCACCAAACGUAGUGGCAGGAUGUUGGCCUCUCGGUGACUGUAACCAGAAAAAGGGGAAGGGAGUGACAGGUGAGGCCCUCUCUAUAUAGCAUGUGAGGCGGCUAGCUCAUGAGUGGCCCGAUUUGGGUGUUUGCCUCCGAGCGUUGAGGCAGGGUGUUGGCCUCACGGGACCACUAUAUGACAGGCGUAGAUGCCAAGAAAGGAGAAUACCUAUUGGAAACCUAUAGUCCCUAAUUGCCAGUACGCUAAGGAUAUACCCAGGGGGAAAUAGAAAAUGUAUGUAUAUACCACAUGAGCAGGUGUAUGUACCUGGUAGUAUGAUUAGAUACCCUUACUGGUUGUAAGGGUUUUUAAUACCUGUAUCCCGGAUGGGUAAAACAAUGUAUGAAAAUUGAAUAUAGACAUUUAAAAGCGUAUACCCAUAUGUGUGUUAUGCAAGUUUAAUAGAGAAAAGUGCUCCGUCCCAGUGUUUAUUGUAUGCUUGUAAAGCCCCUGUUUGAAGGAAAUUAACUUGCCAGGAGUGUUAUAUCAUGUGUGAUAUGGAAUACUACUGUACCCCGAAACAUGAGUGUAGUGAACCAUGACUGGCAGCUGAAUAACCUAAUAUGUGAAAAUACAUAAUUGGAAGGACUUAUAUUUUAAGCGUGCAAACAUGCAAAUAUUCUGUAUUAGACUCUGGAAUCCUGCAUAAUGCUUUAAAUAGUAUGUGCAUUCUUGGGUAAAUGUAUGCGUGUUGUCAGUAAAUGUAACUAAAUGCCUUUGUAGGCAGGUAUGCAGGAAUGAUUAUAUCAUAGCAAGCAUGCGUUGUAAGGAAGUGUUAUUGUGUAAUUAUAAUUAUAGUGGGAAUGUUAUGAGGGGAAUAAUCAUAUGUCUGAAACGCCUGUAGUAUACCGUUUGACAAAUAGAAGUAAGUAUAAAAGCGAAAAUGCUGUAGUUUGUUUGCUUAUAAAGUGAAAUAAAGUCUGAGAAGCCUGUAGUAUACCGAUUGACUGGUAGGGGUCAGCAUGUAGGCGAAAAUACAGUGGUUCGUUGGUUUGUAUAUGAAAUGCAAUAAUGUCUGAGAAGCCUGUAGUACACCGAAUGACCAGUAGGGGUCAGUGUGUAGGCGCAAAUGCAGUGGUUCGUUGGUUUGUACAUGAAAUGCAAUAAUGUCUGAGAAGCCUGUAGUACACUGAAUGACCGGUAGGGGUCAGUGUGUAGGUGAAAAAUGCAGUGGUUCGUUGGUUUGUACAUGAAAUGCAAUAAUGUCUGAGAAGCCUGUAGUACAUUGAAUGACCGGUAGGGGUCAGAGUGUAGGCGCCAAUGCAGUGGUUCGGUGAUUUGUACAUGAAAUGCAAUAAUAUCUGAGAAGCCUGUAGUACACUGAAUGACCGGUAGGGGUCAAUGUGUAGGUGAAAAUGCAGUGGUUUAUUGGUUUGUACAUGAAAUGAAACAAAGUCUAAGAAGCCUGUAGUACACGGAAUGAGGGGUCAGUGUGUAGGUGAAAAAUGCAUUGGUUCGUUGAUUUGUACAUGAAAUGCAAUAACGUCUAAGAAGCCUGUAGUACACCAAAAGACUGGUAGGGGUCAGUGUGUAGGCGAAAAUGCAGUGGUUCGUUGGUUUGUACAUGAAAUACGAUAAUGUCUAAGCAGCCUGUAGUACACCAAAAAAACGGUAGUUUGAUAGUCCAUGGUCACGCCGGCACGACCCGCCCCUAAGGUGUGUCGGCAUGGCUGUAAGCUCCUCCCCCUCCAGCUUGAUAGGCGGGUGAUAUAUGUAUAGGGAUAUGUGGAGAAAUAAAGAAUAUAAAUAAAGAAUAAACAAAGAAUAAUAUAGCAAUAAUAGUAAACAUAAUCAUGUAUUGUUUGACCUAUAAAAUAUAAAUAUAGUUGGUGAUUAAUAAAAUAUUGAAGUGCAAUGUGCUUAUAAAGUGAUAGGUGUUUCUUAAAGUGAUAAUCAUAAAUGAGUCCUUAUUAUGGUGAAUAUCCCUUUGGAUAUAUAUUAUAUAUUAAUACUAUCACCUUCUACAUUAUAAUCCCCUCCCCCCAGCCCGCACGCAUGGGAGAUGUGCGGCAUGGCCGGGGAGUCAGGGAGCUUCCGGGCGGCAGCUGAGUGGCGAUCACGUGGGUCCGUGACGUCACUUCCGUCAACCGCCCGGACGCAUGCGGAUCACUUCCGCCAACCACCACUGCACACCAAUGAAAUUUAUAGUAAAUAAAGGCGCCGAAAAUCUAAACCUAUUAAAGGUAUACACACAUACUCCCCCACAUAAGGAAAUUGUAAACUCUACUAUGAUUGGACAAAAUGCAUUGAGCUCAUUAAAGGGGAAGACCCUAAAGACAUUUAAAAAUGGAAGAUUCAGAGGACCAACACUACAGCUAACUGAAGAAGCUUUAUUUGAGAGUGAAACGUGUAUUGGCUAUUUUUUAAAGGACUUUUUAUUGAGGACUUUUAAAACAUUUGCUUUAUGACUGUUAAUCUGUCUCAUUACUUUUGGUCCCUUAAAAAGUGGGAGGCACAUAUACAAACUGUUGUAAUUCCUACACCGUUCACCUGAUUUGGAUGUAAAUACCCUCAAAUUAAAGCUGAAAGUCUGCAGUUAAAGCACAUCUUGUUCAUUUCAUUUUAAAUCCAUUGUGGUGGUGUAUAGAGCCAAAAAGAUUAGAAUUGUGUCGAUGUCCCAAUAUUUAUGGAGCUGACUGUAUAUAUAGUGAUGAAGUAUUUGUCCUAUAAUUUUAUAUAUAUAUAUAUAUAGUGUUGAAGUAUUUUUCAUAUACUUUUUUAUAUAUAUAUAUAUAUAUAUAUAUAUAUAUAUGUAUGUAUGUGUGUAUAUAGUGAUGAAGUAUUUUUCAUAUAAUUUUAUAUAUAAAUAUAGUGAUGAAGUAGAGAUAUUCAGCUCAAGAACCAAAUCCGGAGUUUCUCUUUUCCAGUAGACCGAGAUAUGUUCAAAAAAGGAAUGCAAGUAGCCCCUGGGGAUGUCCUCAGGUUGUAGAGAUAUGGAAUAACAGACAAAAGUAGAAGUACAUAGUGUAGUUGGUUAUUGAGACCAAAACGUAGAAAAAGAGAGGCACUAACACUUUAUAGAGCUGUUAGUUCUACUUUAUGCACUUGAGCGGGGAAAUCCCUGCUUAAGGAUGUGAGGUGAAUCUAUUGGUCCAAUUUUAGUGCUUCACAGGACAUAGAAUAAAUCAAAACAGAAAGAGAAACAAGUGCCAAUAUAGUGUAAUAUGUAGAGUGGUUAAUAUAUGGAUCAGUGGCUUCAUACUACACUGUCUACCUCUACUUUUUUCCUUUUGUAUUGUUCCAUAUCUCUACCACCGGAAAAAAAAACCAAUCACUGUUUAGUAAAUAAACCCCAAAUGAAAACAUGCAUGCAUUUAAUUUAGCAUUUUAAUUUCCAAGGGGUAUAUCUAACAACAGCUUGCAAAAUCUGUAGAUCUUUCUUCCCCAGUCCAGACUUUCUGUAGCUCUUGGCAAUUGCCUGCCACUUGAAUUUAGCUCAACAAAGCUUAAUAACCCAGGAAAUAACACUUUUUUGUUAAAGGGGACACACUCUUCACACAUAAAGCACUUCAGCAAGGGUCUGGAGUGUCCCUUUAAGCCAAAAUAGCAAACUUAGGGGGGAAGAAAAUCUGAAACUUGACUGUGCUUGUAAAUGCUGUCUACUAACCCCAUUUUACUGUUAAGUGAAUAAACCUGUAUGUUUCUAUGUUAGACCAAGUAUCAGUAUUAGUAUUAACAAAUGUGUUGUUUUCUUUUAUCAGAUACCUGUUGGUUUUUCCGUGGCAGCCAGUGUCAGAGUGGGAAAUGCUUUAGGAGCCGGGGAUGUUAAGCAAGCCAAGCUUUCUGCUAAAGUUGCUAUUAUGUGUACAGGUACAGGAGUGUGGUGGCGUUGCUGCUAACCCUAUCCUAUGUAUUGAACUACAUACACUUUACCAACCUCAAUUUGCAUAUGAAUAAUCAUAUUUCUUGCAUUAUGUAUUUUAUAUGUUUACAAUAUGGAACUCUUUAGUCAUCUCUGCUUUUAAAAUUGCUGCUAAUCAGACACAAUUGUGUGAUGAUUAGUAUACCUGGGCCUGCAAGCCUUAUGAAGUUAUUGUAGAUAGGAAUGCAUUGUAAAAGUGGGUUUGCUGUUAUUUAGUUUAUUGUGACAUCAGUCAGUAAAGGGGACUGCUUGUUUAUGAUGUAAAUAUACAUAUGUAGUAGAUUUUUUAGUAUGCAGAGUGAAAUUUUCAAAUAAAUGUUUAGUAUACAUUUUGCUCAUGUCUUUCAUUCUGUCUGUCUAUCUAUCUAUCUAUCUAUCUCCUAGGGUGAGUGGUAACCAAUCACCACAGAUCGGUUUAAGAUUAUCUUAUAUACUGAAAAAGCAAAAAAAAAUACAUUCAUCCAAUUUCAUCUAACAGGACAGAUUUAUUUUUUUUGACAGCCAUUUUUAUAUUUCAUAUGAGUCAAAUAGAUAAGAAUAUAGGGUUCCUCCAUCUUAAAACCUCAGAUUCGCAAUGAUGUAGGUGAUCACCAGCAUCAUAGGAGAGAUAGAAACACCUCAUCUGAAAGGACAGGUUCUGUCCUAUCAGUUGAUGGGUAUCCACGAUCCCUUAAGUUUAAAAGAGUAGGAGCAGUCUAACCAUCUCCUAAAGGCUACUUGUAGCAUGGCUUGCUCCUUAUUGUAAAGCACACAUCAUCUCAAGCUGGGUAGGCUGACAUGAUAGAGUUCAUUGUUCUCCAAUGACCUCCACAGGUGCUAGAUUUCUAUCCAUUUACUCACCUGUGGGAUAUGAUGAAAUGGGAGAUUUGUCGAAUGAAUAUGUAGUUGACGAAUCAGCAGAAAUUGAUGUUCUUCUCUAUUUAUUUUCUUGUACCAUUGAUAUUAAUUUGGUUUCUUAUUUUGUUUUUGCAUAUAAUUGUAUUGCACCCGGUUAUAUAUUGCUUUAAAAUGGUUGCUCUUAGGGGAAAGGAAUGUGGUUCUACUCAGCAUUGGAAAGGUGCACCUAAUAAAGUGGUCACUGAGUGUAUACUCGCAUAUCCGUACUGAAAACAAACUGCUGUAUUAUAAAUGUAAUGUGUGAUUCCUUUUUUUGAUUGGAUGCUUAUAAUUAUUGCUGUCUUUUUUAUGCAUUCUAUGAACAAAUAUGACAAUUAGUUGUGCUAAAUAGUUCACACCUAAUCUGGCAUUCUUUUCUCACAGGUUUUUUUGCCCUGGUGUGUGGUGUUCUCAUGGCCGGGUUGAAAGAUCAUGUCGCAUACAUUUUUACCUCAGACAGGUUGGUGUCCCUUAAAGAAUAAUUUCUUGUGUAAUGCAGGUAGGGUAAAAACCAAAGCAAAUGAAGGUCACAAAUCUAUAGACCCAUGCAGUGGGUUACCUCACACCGUAAACUACCACAGUGUUGUUCCAAAUGGAAAGACAUGCCAUUUCUGACCAUCUGGUUUAUUGCGUAGAGCAGAUGCUUCCAACUGGCAUACCACACUUUACUACUAUGGCAUUAGAAGAAACACAAUACUCACUUGCAGGAUCUAAGUGAUCUGUGCCAUGGGUAUAUACCACAGGCAAUUUUACAAUCCCAUAAGUUCUUUGCCAAUUCUCACUCCAAACCACCAUGUUCAUGGUGGCUAAAACAAUUGCUAUCUACUCUGCCCAAUUGCUAAAGGCCCCAUCUCCCUAAUGCAAAUAUAUACCACCAAGGAAAUAAAUAAAUAAAUAAAAAAAUAAAAAAAAAUAUAUAUAUAUACAUAUAUAUAUAGUCAAUAUUUUAUUAUAUGUGUAUAUUUAUGAAUUAUUUUUAAAUAAUUAUGUGAUUUUAUUAAAGGGACACUAUAGUCACCAGAACAACUACAGCUUAUUGAAUUUGUUCUGGUGAGUAGAAUCAUUACCUUCAGGCUUUUUGCUGUAAACACUGUCUUUUCAGAGAAAAUUCAGUGUUUACAUUACAGCCUAGUGAUAACAUCGUUGGCCACUCCUGAGAUGGCUGUUAGAGAUCCUUCCUGGGUCAUGGCUGCCUAAAAUAGGUUGAUUAUGUGUGAGCGGACAUAUUGUUCAAAUUCUAGGUUUUGUUUUGAUCAGAACUGUACAAUUGCCUCUGUCCUUAAGGGGAUAAUAAACAUUAUGUUUAUAAAUGGUGUGUUGGUAUAAAAUUAAAACGUCAAUAGAUUCAAUUAAAGUGUUUUUUGAUCAUUAGUUUUUAUUGAUUGUGAUCAACUGUGAGAUUUCAAAAAGUAAAAUCUGACAUAAAAAUAAAUUUGACAACUUUUGCACACUUGAAAGAGGAACGUUUGUCAUAAGACGUUUUCUCAUAGAAAAGAGGAACACUGACAAUAAGAUGUUCUCUGAGUGGUCAGUGAUUUGGAGAGCAGAAAAUAUAUUUUUGAAGGAAUAUAGUUUAGAGCUUUAACCCUUUAAUAUCUAUUCUAAGUGGGGACUCUGGUAUUUUAGCUUAUUACACAUGAGCACACGUUGCAAUCACCCAACCUUCUAUUUCUCCUCUUAAGCACUGGGCUUCCCCCUGCAGCUAACCUUUUUGCAAAAAUAAAAGAUGUUAAUGAAAAGCUGAAGUUCUUGUGAAGUCUCUCAACAAAGUCUCUUAAAAAGAAUCAGAAAAGCAGAUUAUAGGAUGGCAGUCACUGAACAAAAUGCAAAAAAAACACCAGGCCUCUAGAGGAUUCCAUGUCAUCAAGUGCUUUGGUCCAAAAGAGUUUGGGGACCAUUGGGCUAGAAAACCCAGCUCAUUCACUCACUGCCAUUAUAGCUGACUCGCCAUUAGCAAUACAAGAAUAAUGCUUAACCUUCACUGUAUAACUUGUGCUUUACUUUCUUUCGGCAAGAUUGAUGUAAGAAUAUAAUUAAAAUUAUCUUUUAUUUUACCUUCAGGGAAAUUGUUGUCCUGGUGUCACGACUUAUGCUUAUUUUUGCUCCAUUCCAUGCACUUGAUGCAAUGGCUGUAAGUAUUAACUUAUCUAUUUUAAGGAUUUCUAAUAUCAGGAUCAUUUUAUUUUGGGGAGAAAAGGAAAAUUUAUACUUACCCACUUGUAAAGAUUGUAAAACAUGAUUGGUCUGAGAUUAUCAAUGUAGAUUCUCAAUGGCUUAUAGUAAUACAAAUUAUGCAGAUAUAACAUAUUAGAUACUUUCACUGUUAUUUAUUAAAGUGAGAAUUAAAGUGAAUUCUAAGUAAAUUUCAAAUUAUUAUUAUUUGUGUAAUGUGUAAAAAGUGUUCAACAGAUCACCCGUUUUACAUUACAUAGGCUUUUUGUUCAAAAGCAAAAAACAAAAAUUUGGAGAGGAAAAAAGGUGCACUUGACGAAUGGUAUGUAUAACUAAGUACUAAUAUGUGUAAUAAACAUCGGAGAUUUAGACAUACAUAAAUGGCCAAGAUGUAUCCAGCCCACCACUGCACCAAAGUACUCCAAUUACGCUGGGUCCUAACUGCCUAGAUAUGCAUGACUUAAAAAAAAUAUUAGUAAAACACAAACAGCACUUACCUGCAAAGGAAUGAGCAGAGGAAAUGAAACCACUGCCUGUAGGAGCAGACUGAAACAAAAAGGAUUAAUGGCAAAGGAACAGUUGUGACAACUUGUGUUCUAAGCACUUAAAGGAAUAGAUUUAACAAUUGCUUAUACAGCUCCGAGGUGCUCAAGUACCUCUAACCAAAGGGCAUAGGGAAUAGUGUUAUAAAUGCAAUGUGACUAGUUGUAUCAACACAGACAGAGUGGGUUAGGGUCAUAACCUCUAUUUGGAGGCUCAAAACUAGAUAUAAGAAAAAAAGGAAAACAGAAAUGUAAGAUAACAGAUAGCUAAGGUACUUGCACUCACGUAUCUUGUUAUGCGGGCUUAACAUCCUGAUAUUUUGGGCAACCUUUACAGCAUCCACCAGUAUGGAGGUGUCCAUGCCUGAAUGUAGGCAUUCUAUCAUAUUGGCAACCACUGUCACAGGUGGCGGUAUGGAGACCAAGACCCCUGUGUGCCUGAUGAUGAUAGGAGUCACCCUCGUUGAAAUUAACAAACAGGGCCUGGUGCAGGGUAACCACACGUCCCAUGGUGUUGAGCACCAGGGUUUAUGCAGCCACAUACCAGGUCCCUGAUACAGCUUCUGCGGAUCCCAGGAACUAGGAGAAAAUAUGCAGACCUCCCAGGAUCUGGAUAGGGAGGCUCUGCAGCAGAUAUGUAUCCAGUACUAGAAACAAGGCAAGAUUAGAACAGACACCAAACAAGAUAAGACAAGACUAGACUAAACAAACCCAGAACCGGAGCAGGACAUAAAACAGAGUCCAGAACAUGUACACAAGACAUGAGGGAAACCAGAACAAGGCAUGGAUUGGACAGGACCGUACAUGAACUGGGAAGACAAAAAAGACAAGAGAUGCAAAACAAGAGGAGACAUAACUAAGUACUAAUAUGUGUAGUAAACAUGGGAGAUUUAGACAUAAAUGGCCAAGAUGUAUCCAGCCCACCACUGCACCAAAGUACUCCAGUUACGGUGGGUCCUAACUGCCUAGAUAUGCAUGACUAAAUAAACAAUACUAAAACACAAACAGCACUUACCUGUAAAGUAAUGAGCAGAGGAAAUGAAACCACUGCCUGCAGGACCAGACUGAAACAAAAAGGAUUAAUGGCAAAGAAACGGUUGUGACAACAAAAAACAAACAUUUAAAGGAAUCCAAGAGACUGAGAAUUCCAGGAACAGAAUUAAGAAAGGAACCCAGAAAGCCCAGCAUAAAGAAAACCAGACAUAGAAUAGAAAACCAAGAAAAACUAAACAAGAAUUGUAAAAAGAGUACUGGAUACCGGAAGCAAUAGUCAGAAAUGAUCUGCAGCAGGAACAGGAUGUGACAAUCACUCCACAAGGAAAGGCCAUGCCUUGAGAGGUCCUAACCAGGAUAUCCUUUAAGGCCAUCUUGGGGAGUUAUUAUUGAAGUUUAUUAUUUAAGUUAUCCUGCAGACAAUUCUGAGUUGUCUCAAAGUCAAUGGGUGAGGAUUUCCACAACAAAUCACAAAUAAGGCAGUGAAGGCAGAGAGCAGUUGAAAAUGGUGUAUGUGGUAGGAAUGCUUGGCUUCACCCCCCAUAAAUUUCAAAUUUAAGGUCAAAGAAGCCAAACUGAAAGCAUAGCUGACUCCAGUUUCGCUACUUUGACCUUAAAUAUAAAAUUCACCUUAAAUUCUUACUUUAGUAAAUAACUUUGUAAAUAAACUCCAUCAUCAUCCAUUCUAUUGCUAGCUGUGCUUUAUUAUAACUAGGUUUCUAUACAAGACACAGUAAUAGCACGUAAUAGUUUUCUGCUUCUUGUUUUCCACAAAUCAAAAAGACUUGGCUUAAAAUGACUGUGGCAGACCGCCAAUAUAUCGCCGCCACGGAAUCUCUUUCCCCCCAAUAUCGUAGCUCCAAUACUCCUAAAAAUAAAUAUCGCUGGUAUUGCCUCCCCCCCACACACACAUUAGUCGAGACUGAGUGCUGGGAGUAGAUCUUUUUAAAGGACCACUAUAGUGCCAGGAAAACAUACUUGUUUUCCUGGCACUAUAGUGCCCUGAGGGUGCCCCCACCCUCAGGGACCCCCUCCUGCCCGGCUCUGGAAGGGGGAAAGGGGUUUAAACGUACCUUUUUCCAGCGCUGGGCGGAGAGCUCUCUGUCUCCUCUCCUCCUCCGUUACGCUCCGCCGGCUGAAUGCGCACGCGCGGCAAGAGCUGCGCGCGCAUUCAGCCGGUCUCAUAGGAAAGCAUUUAUAAUGCUUUCCUAUGGACGCUUGCGUGCUCUCACUGUGAAAAUCACAGUGAGAAGCACGCAAGCGCCUCUAGUGGCUGUCAAUGAGACAGCCACUAGAGGAUUAGGGGGAAGGCUUAACCCAUUGAUAAACAUAGCAGUUUCUCUGAAACUGCUAUGUUUAUUAAAAAAAUGGGUUAACCCUAGCUGGACCAGGCACCCAGACCACUUCAUUAAGCUGAAGUGGUCUGGGUGCCUAGAGUGGUCCUUUAAUGCAGGCAAAACUUCAGAAUUUAUACAUACAGUAAACUCCUCCCCUGUGCCUCAGAGAUAGAGUCAGAAACUGUACAAACUCAAUUAUCUCCAGGUACAGAAAAAUACAAAAAUUUUACAACACCCCAAAAGUACCCCCAAAAUCCAUGGAAACCCCUCAAAAGUCACAUAGCCAGAUAGCCCUGAUCUGAGUGACUAUCAUAUCCAAAAAUCACUCAGAUCGGUUUGGUAGUUUGGAAUUGCCUUUGAGGGAAACUUUUGCAUGGCUGGCCACAAGGUGUAAGCUCAAAAUAGUUCCAGAGGAAUCGUGGCAAGGUCCAGUCUCAGUUCAUGGAAUUUUCUACGAAAAGAAAGCUUUCAAGUGUCGAGUGCUUCCCCCAGUCGGUAGUUCGUAUCUCCUGAACGCUGUUCGUAUAGGUGGUCAGGAACUUGAACGGGCAGCAAUUCCAUCUUUACAGGUGUUUGCGGGAGUGCCUAGCCAAAAUCAAUUCAAGGCACUUAAAGACCAAUACCGCUGCCUGCGUUCAGGAGACAAAAUGGCUCAAUUCUGUCGACCACAUGUCUUUGAUUGCCCAAAAUGGCGGCCAGCCAGGGGAGCAUUCUAUUAAUUGUUUCCGUUGUGGUUUUCAUACUGGGUACUUAGUGUUCCAUGUUCUAAUGAGGUGCUGGGGUGGUACUCGUUCGGGAACCAAACCAGGUGGGUUUGAACAAAUAAACGAACGUAAAGGAAACUAAAUGUGCCAAACCAAGUGAUGGGGUAUUCCUUCACAAUGACAGCCCCACAUAAUAUGAUCAAAGUAUGCAGCAAAUUAUUUCCUCUACCAAAAGCAUACGUUAUGCAGGGCAAGUGAAUUCAUUCAUAAUUUUUUUUUAAAUAGAUUUGAACUAUAUUGUGCUAGUAUUGUGCUAAGGCAUAGAAAAACAUACAUCUAACAACCUCUUCUUUAUUACAAACAUGUAUUUCUGACACUAUCGGUUUAAGAAACUAUUUUAGACCCCCGGCCACCCAUAAAAAGUUAAAGAACUCACCUUAUCCCAGUGCCAAGCGGGUAAGGUCGCAUCUUCCUUGGCAGGCAGUCCCCUUGCAGCCAAUCCCGCCAAUCCGAGUCAUGUGAUGGCCAUAACACAGCAAUCACAUGACUUGAAUUGGUGUGAUUAACGGAUUGGCUGCUAGGGGACUGCCUGGGUUGUCAGGCAGAUCCCCCAACAUAUAAUGAAUAAUAUCACACAUAUAUAUUAUUUAUUUAAUUUUUUAUCCUAAGUGUAUUUAUAUAUUGUUUACAUAUAAUUUAAAUUAUUUUAUUAAUUAUAUAUUGGGGGAAUGCCUGACAUGGUGGGUACUGUUGUACUUGUGCUACAUCGCUGAACACAAAUAUUAGUGUUUUGGAGCAGUGAAACAUAUGAAGAUGAUAUCAUCAGUGAAAGUGCGUUUUGUUUUUUUCUUGAAAAAUGCAAAAAACUAAUAUGAACAAUAACUUUGACCAAUGUUCGUGACUACUAAAAAAAAAACUGACAACCAAUUUUGAAUACCAUGGGUUGUCUACUUUUGCAAAUGGUAUGCCAUGAUGUAGGUAAUUUUCAUUCCUGGGCUGCCAUAAAGUCUCAAAAUUAACAUGGGCCCAGCAAACCAAACUGGCAAUUUUUCAUGUUUAAAAACUGAAAUGGGCAAACCGCAUAUUUGACCCUGUAAUUUUCCAAAACACCAUGAAACCAUGAGGGGCAUUGUGAGACAUUGCUGAACACAAAUUGUAAAUUCUAUUGCUGUUAACAGUAACAGUAUUUUGACAUUCACAGUUAAAAUGCUGUGCAGAACUAAAAAACAAAGCACAAUUUCUCACACAUUUUAGAUUUUAUGCAUAUUAAACUGUUUCACAUAUAUAUAAAUAUUUUAUGCAAGAUAAAGCCCUGUUUCUCCUGAACAAAAUGACAUAUAAUAAGUGUGGGUGCACUUAAUAUGAAAGAGGUAAAUUAUGGUUACUUCAAUACCCUCAUAACCACACGCUCCUGCGAACCCAAACGACUAUUUCACACAUUUAGCUCCCUUUUUUGCCCUGUUGUUCCUCCUCCACCUACUAACUUGACCGCCUCAAACUUUGCAACUCACUUCACUGACAAGAUCUCUACAAUCAAUGAAGAGAUCUCUCAUCUUUCUUCUUCCCCUCACAAUACUUCCCCUAGCCUCACCCCCUCUGCUGUUCUAUGUUCAUUCGCACCCGCUACAGCAAAAGAAGUUUCUGCUCUGCUCCAGUCCUCUCGCCCCACCACCUGCUCCAUAGAUCCAAAUCCCUUGCAUCUCAUCCGUACUCUGUCUUCUUUUCUUUCUCUAUCUUUCACUAAAAUUCUCAAUCUCUCUCUCUCCUCUGGCAUAUUUCCAUCGCCCUUCAAACAUGCAACUAUAACCCCAAUUCUAAAGAAGCCCAACCUUGACCCUAACUCCCCAUCUAACUACCGUUCUAUCUCGCUACUGCCUUUUGCAUCCAAGAUCCUUGAAAGAGUUGUGUAUGCGAGAUUGAUAGACUUCCUCAAGUCCAACUCAAGUCCAACUCUCUGCUAGACCCGCUUAAGUCUAAGCACUCUGUUGAAUCUUUUGUCCGUACUCCCACCUCUGAUGCUCGCCUUCAAGACUUCUCAAGGGCUGCACUGUUCCUGUGGAACUCACUUCUCUCCUCCGUUAGAUGCUCACCCAGUCUCCCUCCCCUUACAAAUCAUUAAAAACCCACUUCUCUUAAUAAAAGCGUAUCAAUUAAACUGUUAAAAUCUCCCGACUGAUUCCUCUCUUGCAACUGUCGUUAGUCUAAUACUAUCCUUACCUUUUGUGUCACUUUACCCCACUCCCUCUAGCAUGUAAGCUCAUUGAGCAGGGCCCUAAACCCCACUGUUCCUGUUUGUCCAACUUGUCUGAUUACAACUACAUGUUUGUUCGUCCACCCACUGUAAAGUGCUGCGGAAUUUGUUGGCGCUAUAUAAAUAAUAACAUAAUAAUAAUGGUUGAAAAGACUCAAAUUCUAGGUUUUAUUUUGGUUCAGAACUUUGACAAUUGCCUCCGUCCUUAAGGGUUUAAUCCCAAUUAUUGAUAACCUCAUUACAUAUUUCAUGAUUAAUGUUUCAUUACAGGGCACCUGCGGCGGAGUGUUACGUGGAACAGGAAAGCAAAAGAUUGGUGCUAUUAUGAAUGCAGUUGGGUAUUACAUUUUUGGUUUGCCAAUUGGAAUAUCAUUGAUGUUUGCUGCAAAACUUGGUGUAGUAGGUAAGAACAGGCACUUUAUAAUGUGUUUAAUAUAGGUUUAACAUAUGUUUUAAUUUUUAUUAUAUUUCGCAUUUACAUAUUUUAACCAUGCACUCUCUUUUCAAGGGUUAUGGACUGGAAUGAUCACUUGUGUCUUCCUGCAAGCCUCAUUAUAUUUAGCAUUUGUUUUACGGUUGAAUUGGAACAAGGCAGCUGAAGAGGUAUUUUUUUUUUUCUCGCUACAGUCAAGACCACAUUCACUCUAGAUAAAGCCACCAGUGGUGCAUUUUAUCAAACCAUGCCGAACCACACUUCUGAGUAGUGAAUUAUUUAAUUAUUUCUUUUAAGGCUCGGGUGCGAGCAGGAGUGAAAUUGGAGAAACCAGAAUCUGCCCCAAAUAUUCCACAGAACGCGAGCAACUGUGAUGACAUGGAUGUGAAUGGUAAAUGAAUAGUACAAAAUACUCUUAUCUUUUCUUAAUAUCACAGUUCUUGCAGAUAGUGAACCCCUUCACUACCAAGUAUGGUAACCUGUAUGUUCUAUAUUCUGCUCUACUACAGGAGACAUGCCACCUUCUGAUCCUAAGUAUGUUGAAGGGCAUCAAGACAUUGGAUAUAUUAUUUUACCAGAUACUGAUAAUACUGACAAACACACAGAUCAGCUUGUACAGCAAGAUGAUUCCGUCAUGAAUGCUACAAAUGUUGUAGGUGAAAUCCUAUCUGUGAAGCAGUUGAUUCUUUGGCGUGGGAUGGCCGUGGUUGCAGCUGUGGCUUCACUGAUUAUUGGUGUAAUGAUUAAAUGUCUUAUAGGCGAUGGAUAAAUUGUUAAACUUUAACAAAUUAGCAUUAAAAUUGCUUUGCAAGCUCUGCACCAUAACAAAUGUCACUAUAAAACUGUGGUGUAGUCAGGUUAUUGUGGUGAGAAGAUUAAAUAUUAAGUUGCUAUCAAAAGAAGAGAAGCAUAUUUAAUACAAUAUACCUCAAACAGAUAUUGCUGUCCAACACCUAAAAUGUGUAUGUGUGUGGCUUUUAUAAAUCAUGCAAUCAUGGCUUCAAAAAAGUAAAUUCACACUUUGUUGAGAUGGUUUUUCUUUACAGAAUAAUCAGCAGACACCCAUAUAGUUUGCAUGACAAAUAAUAGUAAAAUAUGAAGUAUUGUACAAAACAUAUCAAAGAUAACUUUGAGAAAGAAACUAAUCCCAGUAAAAACAUUAUAAGAAAACUGGGUUAAUGUUGGAUAUGUAAUAAAAAAAUAUUUAUAGAUAGUUGGUUAUUAUGUAACCAGCAAUGCAGGUUUACAGGAUCACAUCAUGUGAGAAUAGGUCACUUGUUGCACAAUCUAGGUCAUAAAACAGAGUUUGAAGAUUAACAGAGUUGAUAUUUUUUCAACUAGGCUGCAUUGACCUAAAUUUCAUAAGUUGCAAGCUAACCUUGCCCCUCACUGCCACAGUUGCCCUGCCAUUUGUGUUGAUGAAAGAAACCUGUCUGUGUUCUCAUAAGGUCAUGCUUUAAGCCAGCACUUACGUCAAGGUCAUGGGACCUUCAGUAUGUUGUACUUCAGAAUGCUGAAGAAUGCUUAUUUGUUGUAUAAAGCAUUCUUGUUAUUGGUGCUGUAAAAUAUUAAGAGCAAAGCAUUUAUUUUAUGAUGGAAAAGCAAAUUUUAUAGAUGAUUUCAAAUGAAGAUAUUGACAAUAAUUUUGACCAAUACUACCUCUUUUCCUAGGUGUUAUUGAGUACCGGUAUAUUCUGCAUCUUAUGUAUGUUAAGCAUAUUAUGUUGAGAUAUGUGCGAUUUCUUUACUGUUUUUGAACCUCGUGCCUUAAGUUCAAGAGCAAUAGCUGGCACACUUUAAAAUUAAAAAUGAUUUUAUAAUAAAAAA